GUAGCUUCUGGUUACAAACUUUGGACCAAUCAGAGCGCAGCAUUUCCUUCCUGCAGCAGGAGCAACAGGAGUUCAACCUGGACCGUUUCAAGAAGGAACUUUCUGCUCCAAAUUCAAACUGACAUGAUUAUCCACAUUGGCUGACACUUCUGGUAUCCAACGUAUUGUCAUUGGAGGAAAAACUCCCCUGUAAUGACAAUGUUGGGUAUGUACGUGCCAGACAGAUUUUCCCUGAAAUCGUCAAAGGUCCAGGAUGGAAUCGGUCUGUACACGGCGAGGCGGGUGAAAAAGGUUUGUAGUUUCCGACCGGGCGGCUCUGUUACCGAGUUUAUGCCAGUUCAGGUACUUUCUAGAAACUUCUAAGCGAUGUUGAAAGGUUUUCUGUUCGCCGUAAUCCCGAUUGUCGCUGUCAAAGCCCCAGACUCAACCCAAGCGGCUCUGACGUGAAGUGCCACGUAGAUACAGUGCCUCCAGUUGUUUCUGGCGCUCGACGUUACAGUGUAACCAUGUCGGAAAAGAGGGGACGUGAGCCUCUUUUAGUGAACCAACACUCUUCAUGAAUGUUCAAGCUCUUGUCUUUUAACAUCGUUUUCUAAAAAUGCAGAUUUAUCCCUCCACUGUUGCACAUAACGGGUGAAGUUGUCUUGGAGGAUAAAUAGGCUCUAGUGUAACUGCAGGAAUAUGGUAACGUUCAACAGGACAGUGUUAUUUACAUCUGUGCAUCUGUGCAGUAGCAGUCUGAGCAUGAACAUGGAUGCAACACACGUUUUGACCACGCCCCCUGCAGAUUUUGGCUCCUCAAGAGGAUCCAAAUGAAAACUAUCCUGUUCUGAAUGAUGCAUUCACAUGGCAUAAUAAAAAGUGGGCGUGUCCACGUGUACCCACAGUGCAAACAUCACAGGAUAUUGUAAAGUUUAAAUAUAAAGAGAUGCAGGAUAUUAUUAGCAUAAUAUCUGUACUGGCAGACAAUUAUUGAUAGAUAUGAAAAUUCCUGCAGACCUUAUAUCAUCCAAAAAGGUGAGGUUUUGGUGUUGCGCAUGUAAGGAAGUAUUUUGGGGCUUUGGAGACAGACUGUUGUUGCGUUCAAGUUACCCUGGAAGUCAGAAGUCCAAGCUAAAAAUGACGUCCCACCCAAAUUCCCAGCGUUUCUGCUACCAAUUAGGAAAAAAGCAAAAUCGGAGGCCUGAAACAAGUUGGCUACAUCUACGAAAGUUACUUUAAAAGUUAUUUUGAAAGUUAUUUUAGCUAAAUAACUUUCGUAGAUGUAGCCAACUUGUUUCAGGCCUCCGAUUUUGCUUUUUUCUGACUUGGUAACCGAAACGCUUGGAACUCAGGUGUGACGUCAUUUUCAGCUCGGACCUCUGACUCCCAAGAUAACUCAAAUGCACCAUGUAGACCCAUUACUAAAUGUUUGUUUUAUGCCCCCCCAAAGAGAAAAAAAAAGGAAAAUGAAUGUUACAUUAGGAGUAAAAUUUAGUUUCUAUUGCUUGUAAAGUUUAGUUAUCUUAGAUUGAUAAAAGGUGCAAACAUAUCAGUAUUGUAUAUGCUAAAAUGAGUUUAAAAUAUCAGCUUGUUAGAUAAAGUCAAUAAUCCAAUGUCAUGCAUUCUUAUUUUAAAUGAUUCUGGUUGCUCCUUUGUUGUAAAAUAGCAUACUUGAGAAACGAUCUCUUUGUUUGUGUUUGUUUUACAGGGUGAAAAGUUUGGCCCCUUUGCUGGAGAGAGAAAGCUGCCAAAUGAGCUAGAUGAAAGCUCGGACGCCAGACUCAUGUGGGAGGUAAAUCUAUUCUUUUAUUUUCGUACAUCGUUCUGCACAUCUAAAGGUCUUACAAUUCAAAUAUGUCGAAAACUGAGGCCAUGGCUUGACUCACUUGUGGACAGCAGAUGGAUGUGUCUGUUUCACCAUAAAAAAAUGUUGAUCGAUGCAAAUGCUUUUGCACACAGCUACUAAUCUCCUCUUCAAAUAUAUACAGUGCCUUGAAAAAGUAUUCAUACCCCUUGAACUUUUUCACAUUCUGUCACUCUGCAACCACAAACUCAAAAGUAUUUAUUGAGAUUUUUUGUCGUAGACCAACAAAAAGUAGUACAUAAUUGUGAAGUGGAACAAAAAUGAUACAUUGUUUUAAAAAAUUUAAACAAAUAAAAAUCUGAAAAGUGUGGUGUGCAUUUGUAUUCAGCUCCCCCGUGCCAGUACUUUAUAGAGCCACCUUUCGCUGCAAUUACAGCUGCAAGUCUUUUGGGGUAUGUCUCUACAAGCUUUGCUCAUCUAGAAGGCUGAACUUUUUGCCCAAUCUUCUUUGCAAAAUAGCUCGAGCUCAGCCAGAUUGGAUGGAGUGCGUCUGUGAACAGUAAUUUUCAAGUCUUGCCACAGGUGCUCAAUGGGAUUUAGGUCUGGACUUUGACUUGGCAUUUCUAACACAUGAAUAUUCUUUGACCUAAACCACUCCAUUGUAGCUCUGGCUGUAUGUUUAGGGUCAUUGUCUUGCUGGAAGGUGAAUCUCUUCCCCGGUUCAAGUCUUUUGCAGCCUCCAACAGGUUUUCUUCCAGGAUUGUCCUGUAUUUAGCUCCAUCCAUCCUCCCAUCAACUCUGACCAGCUUCCCUGUUCCUGCUGACGAAAAGCAUCCCCACAGCAUGAGGCUGCCACCACCAUGUUUCACAGUGGGGAUGGUGUGUUCAGGAUGAUGAGCAGUGUUACUUUUCCGCCAUACAUAGUGCUUUGCAUUCAGGCCAAAAAUUUCAACUGUGGUCUCAUCUGACAAGAGCACCUUCUUCCACAUGUUUGCUGUGUCCCCUACAUGACUUGUGGCCAACUGCUAACGGGACUUUUUAUGUCUUUCUGUCAACGAUGGCUUUCUUCUUGCCUCUCUUCCAUAAAGGCCAGAUUUGUGGAGUACACGACUUAUAGUUGUCCUGUGGACAGAUUCUCCCACCUGAGCUGUGGAUUUCUGCAGCUCCUCCAGAGUGACCAUGGGCCUCUUGGCUGCUUCUCUCACCAGUGCCCUUCUUGCUCAGUCUGUCUGUUUAGGUGGACAGCCAUGUCUUGGUAGGUUAGCAGUUGUGGCAUACUUCUUCUAUUUUUGGAUGAUGGAUUGAACAGUGCUCCUUGAGAUGUUCAGAGCUUUGGACAUAUUUUUAUAACCUAACCCUGCUUUAAACUUCUCCACAACUUUUUCCUUGACCUGUCCAGUGAGUUCCUUGGUCUUCAUGAUGCUCUUUAUUGACUAGUGUUCUCUAACAAAGCACUGAGGCCUUCACAGAACAGUUGUAUUUAUGCUGAUACUAACUUACACACAGGUGGACUCUAUUAACUAAUUAGGUGACUUCUGAAGGCAAUUGAUUGCACUGCAUUUUAUUUAGGGGUAUCAGAGUACAGGGGGCUGAAUACAAAUCCAAACCACACUGAUCAGAUUUUUAUUUGUUUAAAUUUUUGAAAACCAUGUAUCAUUUUUGUUCCACUUUACAAUUAUGUGCUACUUUGUGUUGGUCAAUGACAAAAAAUCUAAAUAAAAUACUUCAAAGUUUGUGGUUGUAGAGUGACAAAAUGUGAAAAAGUUCAAGGGGUAUGAAUACUUUUUCAAAGCACUGUAUAUAAAAAAAACGUGUGUUACCAGUUUCUUGAUGCUGUGCGACCUCAUAACACAGCAGUGGUAAAAAUACCCGUGGCUGAAAAGGAUUCACUAAAAAAGUGAUGUGUUUUCAUCCAUAAUUGAAAUUCAACAAUUGUGUCUACUUUUCCCUACCAAAUCUAAACUUUGCUUUUUGAGUCACACUAUGUACAGACUUUUACCAGCAAAUCUGCCACUAAGCUUAAAUUAUACUGUACAAGAAACUGUGAUAUGCGUUGGCAUUGUUGAGUAUUGUGACAAUGAUAAGAAGUUUGGUAAAGAAACAAAUAUUUUAGAGAGCAUAUUAGCUCAAAUACAUUCGUUCCUGUUGUCUGUCUGGGUCUGCUGCUCUUGAUGUUCGACAUUAUCUGAAAUUGAAACCAGCUCCUUCUGAAUCCGGAAAACAUGAGUAGUUAUUCAUCCCCUCAUUACCGCCAGUUUAUCAGGGGUUAAAGCUUCAUCUGACUGCAUCAAACUUGUAGAAAGUCAUGUUCAUAAUAGCUGGGUCUCCAUCUAGCUGCUUAAAUGUAACAGUAAAUGCUCAGCAAAGACCUUAGAUUGAUAUGUGUUCAUUGCUAAUACUGAUACUGAAAUAUUGAUAAAUAUGCAAGGUAUUGUGCAGCUCUUGAGGCGCCAUUUUCCAGUUGUAAAAACUUCUCGCUUUUGUUAUUUUUGCAGCAAUCUUUAAGCUUUGAUAUGAACAAAGUUUAAAAGAAAUUAAAAAUUAAAAAAAAAAGUUUUAGCAGUAAUGUACCAGAAUUUUAAACAAAUGUGUGCAUAACGGCACAAUUACACCAGUUGAGCUGUGAUGAGCCAAUAUUGCAGGCAGAUGAAACACACAUCCUUUAUCACAGGACAGCUGUUAGGGAAGACACAGCUGCUGCAUUUCUGUCCCAAUAUGCUCCCAGUUUUUUUGCCUCAAAGAAAACAUUUAAUUACACGCAGAUCAGUUAACAAUCACUGAUUUGACUGAUGCUUUUGUAGAAUUCAAACCUGAUGUAGUUAUCUGUUCCUGCCACAUUGUGAGCUCCAAGCUUGCACAGAGGAAAAAAGUGUCCAUACGUAAGAACGGCUGACUUUGAUGCUCAGAAGACGAAUCAGAAAAACCAAAGAAGGAGAAUCAGUCGUCCACUUCUGAAAACUCAUGCUGUGUGUUGUAUGUUUUUCUUCCAGGUGCGUGGCAGCAAAGGAGACGUGCUGUAUAUUCUGGAUGCAAGUAACCCACGUCAUGCCAACUGGCUGCGGUUUGUCCAUCAGGCGCCAUCACAGGAGCAGAAGAACCUGGCAGCCAUUCAGGUAUAUUUCCUCUCUGUGAACAAUGAAUCCCUCAGACAUACCUACAAGGAUGGGCUCGAAAGACUUCCUACAGACAUUUUACAGGCAGAACACAUCUGUCAAGACUAGCUUAUAAUUAUUCCUUUCAGAAAUAUGUCUGUAAAGUGACCACUAAGAGAGAUUUUGUUUGAAUUGGCAGCAGAUAGAAGAUGUUUUAAUGCAGUUUUUAAAGAAGACAUACUGUUUCAGCCUUGGAAACCUUCAAAGUGGAUCUGAAACUGUAUUUUUGACAGGAGGUCAAAGUGGCAGCUUUUUAUUGCUUUUUUGUUUUUGAAAGACAUCCCAGACGUCCACAUGAAUUCAGCUUUACAGAUGACAUGGAGAAGUUUGAAUGUGAUAAUAUAUAAAAGAAAUAAAGAUAUGAAAGGAAACAAUUGAAGAAACUUUGCAAUGAAAAAAAGACAGAACUGACAUCAAAUGACACAAUUUAAUUGUAAAACAAAUCGAAAAGUCUCUCAGAUUUUUUUCCUCAACUUCCUUUGCAGAUAGAAAUAUGUGAAGUUGUGUAAUAUAUGAAAGUAAAACUGCACAAUGUGAUGGAAAUCCAGCAAUGUACAUUAUUGAAUACUAUAAAAAAGGCUACACACAUAACAUGCAGUCAUUUUUGCUGUUUCACAACAAGAAAGUUAACAGUUCGAAUCCCCGAACCGUUAACUUUACUUACAGUGUGCGCGCUCUCAUUCUUGUUUGUACCAAGUCAACCUGUUGUGUCCCAAAACAACUGACCAAACGCAUUGGCAGGUCGCUGACAAGAUAACAUUAUAUUAAUAAUGAUGAUGAUGAUGAUGUAAUUCUAAUUUGCAAGUAUGUCCAAACUACAGUAGAAACAUCAAAAUCAUAUCAAAGCUUUCAGGAAGUCCUUACAAAACAACAGCCUGCUUUUUUUCUGACAGGAUGUACCCUUUUGUCAGAAUCAGUCUUAAUGUGGGACCAGCGCUGAACAAAAAAAAAGAAAAGUUAAAAAACAAGAUGUUCUGCGAAAAAAUCUUGGAUCUGCCUGAUCGAGCAUGAAGGCUAUUGCUGGCAUUAAAAACUCAAAACCCGGUGGUUUCACUUUUUGGAUGGUUUCAACUCAGAUAAUUGCUGAUGCCCUCAGUUGUUUCUAUACCUGCUUUGACACCUUUGAUUUUGGCCAGGAAAUACACGAUGUGAGUCACAAAGUCAUUGACAAUCAAAGCUUUUUCAUCACCCAAAAAGAUGUUGAAAAAUCAUUCCUUUCCCUCAAAAUAAAUUAGAGUUAGGGUCCUUACAGUAUCUGUGGCCACCUGCUGAAAUCCAGUGCAAAAGAGCUAAGCUCCAUUUUCCAGUAUAUCUUCAAUCAGUCCCUUAAGAUGCAACAUGUGCCAAGGGUCUGGAAAGAUGCAAUUAUUAUCCCCUUCCCCAAAAUCAGCUCACCUAAAACCCUCAAUGAUUUCAGACCGAUAGCACUGACAUCUGUUGCUAUGAAAACUUAUGAGAAACUGGUGAAAUCUGAAAUCCUUAAGAACACUGAGCAGGAUUUCGACCCUAUGCAGUUAGCCUAUAGACCCAACAGAGGUGUUGAGGAUGCCACAGUCAUUUUACUUAAAGGUAUGGUUGACGAUGGCGAGAUUGGUAAUUAUUAUGAACCUCACUGAUAUGGCCAUCAUGGUCCUAUCAUGCAAUCUCCACAAAGUGCAGUGAAAAAAGAAUGGAAAAAAAAAACGUUCACCCUUGCAGCUGCAGGGCUGCAAAAACAUUGACCAAUAGGAGCCAUCCAUCCCAGAAGCAAUUUUUUUUUUUGUAGGAUGGUAGGGGAAAGUCCUGCCUCCUUUGCCUCUGAUUGGCUAGAAAAGCUGGAGACGUCAUCGCACUCUCUAGCCAAACGCGGACUGUUGGCUCUGUACAUAAAACAGAACAUUAUUGCAGUUCUGAACAUCCGAAUCCUAAACCUAACCUGACAGACGAUGACGUUUCACAGCCAUUAGGAAUAACCAAUCGGAGCUGGGCACUUCUAGCCAAUCAGAGGCGAAGGAGGGCGGGACCUUCCCCUACCAUCCUACAAAAAAAAAAAUGCAUCCUGGACAGCUCUUACUGGUCAAUCUCCUGCUCCGCCUCGCCAUCCAAUCUCCUUGCUGUAUUCGACACACCCCUCUCCUGUAGUUCCAACUCGUCUCCUCCCACUCUCCCGGCCCUCCUCGGAGCUCUGAGCGGCCAAAAGUAGUGUAGUAGCUUAGCUACAGGAGCUGUGAUGGAGAAGGACGGAAAAAACAAUUCCGCCUAAAGUGGGAAGAAAACGCAAGCCAACAGAAGAAAGGGCAGAGACAAAGAGGAAAUGUGACCGAGCAAGGAAUCGAACUCAAUUAAACAUUGGGUCAUCCUUUGAGCGGUGAAGAAAGCUCCGCCAGGAUUUGGGCCUGAAAACAGACACAGAGACAGCAGAGUUUUUGUUGAACAGGUACUUUUUGCCUUUCAUCAUGGCAUAAUAAAAUGCCACAUAUAAACAACUCUUAUUAGACACAGGCAAUGUCAACACGGUAGCUGUCCAGGCAGCUGCAGACAGUGUUCGCUAGCAGAGCUGGCGUUUACUGCCGCUAGUCACUAGCAAUCCGACAUGGUGAAUCCUAUUUGAAGCUGGCGUAGGAUCUUCUGCUGAUCGGCUUCUUGCUCUGCCAGAGGGGGUGUGUCGUGGGGAGGGUGAUGCAGGUUCGGGGGGGAGUUAUCGUGGAGCUCAGAGGGGAGGGCUUUGUGUGUGGGGGGUGGGACGCUUUUUAAAUCUGCCUCAACAGCUCAGUUUUUUAAAACUCACUCUUUCAUACUUGCUUUUAUAUGACGUAUGAUUUAUUUAUUCAUUGAUUUUAUUGCUUGCAUACCUCUUUUUUUUUUACCUUGUUAGUUAUUUGUGUAAUUCUAUUUUAUCUUCAUACAUGUCUUAAAAUUACUUUAAACAGUUUUUACUCCUGCUGUUUUUAGUCUCCUUACCAGUUUCUUAUCAUUUUAAUUCUUUUUUUUUUUUUUUUACCAUUUUCUCGUUUUAAUAUACCUCUCUCCUUUUCCUAAAAUGAUAUAAUCCUAAUUUAGUAAUGACUUUAUACACUAUCACUAUUUACAUUCAGCUCUUGUGCCUUUAUUUUACAUUCAAAUCUAGUGUUGUAGUUUGUUGUAACAAAAGGGAAUGACUCUUUAGUCAAGUUGAAUUUUCUUACGGGGAUUAGUAGAGUUCAUUUUAUAUUAUUUUCCCUUUUCCAAAAAACUCCAGAUACACUUUUUGAAGUUGUGACAACAAAGCAAGGAUCAGCAACAGCAGCUUGGCCUAUAAAUACAGAAAUGGUAGGAAUCCCUAAACAAUAAGUCUUGCACACAUUCGUAAACACAACCUCAGCACUCUGGAUCUGGCAAUUUCACCUCCUGCCCUCCUGUUUAAAAGAUAAAAGAGACUUUUCUCAUGAUGGAAGAAAAAUGGAGGUGGAAUGAAGAAGAGGAGAUGAACAUUUCAGGUCUGAGGUCCAAGUUCCUGCCAUUAAUACCCAAGUGCCCGCUGUGAUUGGUCAUUCAGAGGUCAUCCAUGUGUGUUCAAGCUCUGCGUUCCAUCAGCAGUGACAUUUAUUGUGCAGCUUUCCUCUUCUUAAUCGUUAUUUAUGUAUAUUUAGAAUCCCUCUGUUAAAACAAAAUGACGGUUUGAUUUUAUUAGCAUGACCUUUGAGGACAGGAGAGUUAAUGACAACAUUUUUUAGGGUUUGAGGUUUUGACCUGUGGCCUCAAUCAGCCUUAACAGACUGUUGUCUGGGUGUAAUGAGUUUAGCAGUCAGCCAGUCUCAAUAUACUCAGACUGCAGCACCAUAAAUGGUAAAAAAAACUUAUUUAUGGCGAAGGAUGCUUUUCUCAUUUGCUUCAUUACUCUCAAAUUUUCAGGUAGAGUCGUGCCAGUGUUUCAUGGCUUUGUUAAUUGUGUGGUUGCAAGACUGUUUCCAUGUAGCACACUCGUCCUGCUGUCAGUAUGGCUGUUAUUAUAUAGUAUUCUGGCCAACAUAGACUCUUUUUCUUUGCCCACAGCCUUGGAUUUGCUUUGCUUUUUUUUUAGAAGUAUCUGUAUCUGUGACGUAGGCUAUGCAAAACAUUUUAGUUCGGUCACUCAUUAGUUCCAGUUAUUGUCAGUUAUCCGCCUAAUUAAAGUAAUGCAAGCUGUUGAUGUACCUGUCAUUAUCUGCUUGAAUCUAGUUUUUACUACCAUAAUGUGGAUCUGUUUCACUGUCAAAUAGUGAAACAGAGGGUUCCUUGUGAGUUUAUCCCAACUAUAACACAUUUUUGUCUCGUAGGAUGGGGAGAACAUCUUUUACCUGGCUGUGGAUGACAUAGAGACAGACACAGAGCUCCUGAUUGGCUACCUGGACAGUGAUAUGGAGGAAGAGGAGGAGGAGGAAGAAGAGGAGGACAUUAAAGAUGACGAUGAAAACAGUAAAGAUGCCAAGCACCUUGUAAAAAUGGGUACAGAGGAAUAAGAUCGUGAUUGUGAUAAUCUGUUAACUGGUCUGUUACAUAGUGUCUUUAAAUCCUAACUGAUAUGUGUGUGUGUGUUAAAUCUAUACAGAACUGGUCAUAAAGAAGGAGGACCACCCCUGCUUGCUGUGUGAGAGCAGCUUUCCCAGCGAGGAGAUCCUGGCGGCCCACCUUCAGAGUCUGCACCAGAGGCCCAGCACGGAGGAGAAGGAGUUCAAAUGUAGAAACUGUGGCAAGAGGUUCCCCAUCAAACAGGCUCUGCAGCGCCAGUGAGUUUCUGUUCCUUCACUUAACUGAACUUUUAUUUCAUGUCUGACUGUUCUCACAAGCAACCUGCCGGUCAUUAGGAGGUCUGACAUCAACUUGGCAGCCAGUUAGGUGUAGAAUUGUAAAAAAAAGACCAGGUUUAACAUUUAUUUGGUGCUAAUGCAGAAAAGGCAUCAAUGAUUUCAGAGUAACUGGGAAGAUGUUGUUUCCUGGGAAAUCUAAAUGGAGCUAAAAUCACUGAGGAGUUUCUGAAGCCCAUUUCAAACCUGAUCAGAGUUCCUGUAAACUUCUUGAAAUUACCCUGGUGAGCUGAAUGUGUGAACUGAGACAAUGAAAGGAAUAAUGUCAAAGGCAGUGAAAGUGAAAUGUGGGGUACCUUCAAUUUCUCGUCACAUUAAUAGAAAGGUUUAAAAAACUGUCACUGAAGUGUAUUUAUAGUAGAUUAAAUCUUUUGGAUGAGUUCAGUUCAAGGAUCACAGGUUUAUCCAUUCUUGGAUUUAAUUGUACAAAAUUACAUCAUGACCAAUGCAGCAUCUAUUUGAAGUCAUGAUUCCUGCUGUGAGGAAAUAUUUAUGAACAGUCCAGUCAAGUACAUUUAUGGGUCAGAGCCUCCUGAAAAUUUCCUAAAAUUUUCCAGAAAUUACCUAAGUGGAGUCUCUGAAAAGGACAAAAUGUUUGAGAGACAGACUAAAUUAAAUGUUAAUGCCUCUUUAUGAACUACAAAAGCAAACACUACCAUCAAGACAAGCUUGCCUGUUUCUGUAGUGUUAUUUUUAUAUAAUUCUUUCUGUUUAAUCUUUAAAAGUGUUUAAACUUCAGGUAGAAAGUAAGUAUUUGAUGAUGGUAACUGAGGUAAAACUACAUUAAAUCAAACUUUCUGUUGUAUUAGAUCCAUUCUGAUGAGUUUCUUUACCAUUUAUGGCUGAACUUGUUUUUGUUAUGCAUCUUUUCUUAGUGUUUUGCAUUGUUCAGAGUCUCUGGAUCCAUCAGGGGACUCUAAAGCACACCAGUGCUUGCUUUGCCACAACACAUUCAGCUCCGAAUCUAGGUGAGUAUCACACCAAAAGAGAAAUUAUGUGUAUGCAGUGUUGUAAUGUAAUAAUGUAAAAAGGUUGACAUUGUUCCUUUGCUCUCAUUUUGUCUUGUGUAUGCAGCUUUGAGCAGCAUAAAGAGGCCUGUAAAGGAGACGCCAGGUUCAUCUGUAAAGCAGAGAGCUGUGGUAAAAGGUUCAAGAGCAAGGACGCUCUUAAGAAGCACAAAGGAAAUGUUCACACAGGUAUCUGUCUCCUCCUGUAUGUCUUUGUCUCUUCCUGUAGGACACACAUACUAACAUGUUGCACUUUCCUCUUUCGAAAACGUCACAUUAUGAAGAUGGUUGUCCAUUAGCAGCCUCAGCACUAAAGGGAAGUGCGGGAACAGUACUUGACCUCGAUCAGUUAAAAUCUCUGCAAUGUUGAGACACAUCACUAAUUACUUGCUCUCCGUAAUUGCUGACCUGUGUGUUCUGGGGCGGCUCACUCCUUCAGAUAAUUGGACUUCCAAAGCUAUUUAUGAUGGGAUAUAGGGCAGCGGGGAUCUGUGCAGCUGUACACGUGAAUCAAGUAUCAACCCGAGAUUAAGACAUUCAUCUGAGAGGCUGACGGAGAGCCGGGGUUUUAUGUUUUACAAAUGUGGUCAGGACAAGGGCUGUGUGUGUGUGUGUGUGUGUGGGCGACGGGAAGUGGAUCAGACUUUCAGAUGUGGGGCAUGUGAUUGAGACGGGGAUAAAGGGAGGGUCUCAAAAUGGCAGGGUGGUGGGCCUGCAAUGAGGAGAAUUCAUUUCCAGUUUCUCUUUUUUAUAACUGUUUGAGGAUUUUUUGAAAUUAUCGCCAUACUUCCUGACUUUUGUUCAUUUGUUUGGUCAUUUUUAACCCAGAUUUUCUUUGCUUCCCAGGGAGUGCACGUCGGAAACUCACAUGCAACAUAUGCAACAGAAAGUGCUCCUCCUCUCUGAACCUGCAGCAGCACAGAAAGGUGAGACUCUGCAGCUCAAGUGAUCCCAUCCAGAUACUGUGCACUGGAUCUGAGAGGAUUUACGAAAGCUAAGGCUGUUUUGCAUGAUCCGUUUUUACUGUGAUGUCUGUUUUUUGCAGUUUUUCCUGUACAGUGGAGCCAUCACACUCACACAGUUCCUAAACCUAGUCUCCCCUCUUAAUGUUGUGCUCGUCUCUGCUUCCUGAGCCUCUGAGCUCACUUUCUGUGGUUUCUCCAUCUCCAUGUAGAGGGUGUCUUUAUGAUGAAGUGGUAACAAAUUUAUUCUGAGUGACAAAGAGCAGAGGGCGGUUUCAUUUUCACGAGCUCAUCUCACAAGACUUGUGAAAUUUAAGAGGCUGGGUUGGCAGACAAUUAGGUCCUAACCUUGGCGUCAGUGUUCUCCCUCUUACUUGUGGCUCAUAUAUUUGAACUGCCCUGUUCUAAUACAACAUUUAAGCAUAUAUAUUAAUAAAUGUUUGUUGUGGUACUCUUUUAAGGGCUAAUAUUAGCCAGCCACUAUUUUUUAAGGAGUGGUUGAACCCGCCCAUUGGUUUGAAGCUCCCGGUUUGUUGGCACUUUGUUUUAGAUCCACAGAUGACCACAUUUAGAAAAAUAGAGUGGAGCUGAGGAAGAUUAAGAUUAUUAAGUGAGGGCUUAAAUACAUUAAGUCAUCUGAUCAUGUUAGCACCAGCUUGGUUGGUGAAAUCCAUCUGUAACUCUUAGGGGUAUUAAUUGGGGGCCUGUGUUCAUUAAUGAAGUGUACAAUGAAGUGUUUUCAGUCCUCAGCUCAAACACACUCUUGGUGUUGGCUGAUUUUUGCCACAUUACUCUCAGCUGGAAGUGCCUAAGUACAGAUCUUUGAACACUUGUGAAUAAGUGGAUGAAGUACAUGAAGCUUGCUCAUUUCACACUGUUUGUGCUGGUGUACGGUGAGUGAAGUCAGAGUAGACGCCCUAUGAAGUCCUGCUGGCUAUAGGAAAAAAUUCAUGUUGAAGAUCGUCUUCGAUGGGUUCACCUGCAAAACCCAGACCCUGCAUCCAUCUCAUUUGUAAGAUCUUCAGUACAGAGUUUCUGCUGGGUCUUAAAAAGUCUUCAAACGUUUAAAAUCCAAAAAUUUGAAUUUAAGGCCUUAAACUGUCUAAAAUUCUCUUAAAAGCUCAUAAAAUAUCUGAAAUACAAAUUUGAAAGGUCUUAAAAAAUGAAUUGAUGUUACUUACAAAUAAAGAUUGAUUUAAAGUUAGUUUAAAAUGUUCUGAUUUCCCUUCAUGGCUUUUGUACUAUUUUUGCCAGUAUGGAUGUAAAAUGGAUCUUAAAUUGUAUUCAUUAUGGUCUUAAAAAAGUCUCAAAUUUGUCUUGUUGAAACCUGCAGAAACCUUGUUAGUCCAUGAAAGGGGUUUACUUUUAAUGUCUAAUCAUCUUUGAGGUGGUAGUCACACUUUUUUUGUAAUGCACAAAGCAGGCAAACAAGUCCAGGAUUUAUGAUGUUUUCCCAAUGCAAAUACACGACAUGAGUCAAAUUGCAUUAAAGCUCUUGUGAGGAACUUCUGGUGUGUGUCAACUCUGGCGCCCCCUGUGGACAAAAAAACUUUGCUUAUCUUCAUUCAAACUUUAUUUAUAUAGUACUUUUUUGUACAAAUGAAAAGCUAAUCAAAUAGGAUAACCAUAUUCUGAAUCCCAAAAAAGAGGACACGACUAUGCGUGGGCAGAGUCAUGAAGUCACGUCUAGUAAAUUUUGAGUUUUUCAUGUUGGGUCGAGUGUUUUAUAUGCACUUCUAACUCAGUAAGUCCACGCGAUACAAACUCAAAUCUUCCAUACAAAACCCUGGAAAUUUGAAGGAUUUCAUAAACUCCCUUGGACAAAGCCAGACAAGGCUGGACAGCCCCCCAAAAAGAGGACAUAUCCGGGUAAAGGAGGACGUAUGGUCACCCUAAAUCUAAGUGCUUUACAAAGACAGAGAAUGGGACAUUGACUGUAUCUAUAAAGAAACAGAGGAGGCGGAAACUAAUGCACACUUUUGGCAAUCAAAUAUACAGUAUGUACUUGAAAUAGCAAAGAAAAAGAAAUAAAAAGAAGUUAAACCCUAAAAACUCCUUAAGAUGUACAGUACAUGGUUGAAAUAAUAAUGAAUGCAUAAAGAUAAGUAGUUUACAAACAUCAAAUAAUGGAAACUAGUCUCUUCUAAUACAGAAAAUCAGUCAAAUGUAUCAUAUUUUUUAUAUGUGUUAAAAAAGUAGUCCUCAGCGCAGUUUUAAAAAAAAUCAGUAAGUCUAUGUUGGACUGUUGUGGAAGAGUGCGUCACUCCUCACGCCUGCUUUUGUGCUUUGCAAUAAACCAUCUUUGCUUGUUUAAAGAGAUUAAGAUGCAAUAAAUACAGGUUUCCAGGUAUUCAAAAGUAAAUCAAAGGUUAAAAAAAGGAGAAGGUAUCCAGUCAGAGUGUUUUUCCCCUUGUAGUAUAACUAAGUGUUUUCAGCUUCAGGUUAACUUCAGGUUGGUGGAAGUUAAUGAACGACACUAAUCAGCUCACUUUCUUCAUUAGUUAUCUCAGCGGGUAAUUUUGGAAUGUAAUUUCCUCUUGUCAACAUUUAUCAUCUAGAUAAAUCAGCAGGCAUUAAUCCAAAGAGCUACUUCAGCUCCGUCCAACAUCUAAAGUCACCUGGAAGUGGUGUCAUAGUUCUGCAGCGCCUCAUUUAACCUCUACACCUUCAGGAAAUUUUAAAUAGGUGUUCUUCCUAUGUGGCCUCUUUAUGCAGGUCUUUGGGUGCACCAGUUCUGCUUUAUGUAGCAGAAAUGAUUUCCAAUUAUGCCUGAUUGUCUGGAUCAUUGUCUGUGAGAGAAUCAAGGGUCUGAAAGGCACAGUGUUUCUAUAAAUGUAGGUCAGUGUUACAUUAGAUUUUCACAAAAGAGGUAUUUUUCAGUAACACAUUUAUUAAAGAGAGAAUAAAGUGUUUGUAACAGAUGUCUGCCCUUUAAAAUGUGCAGUGUAUUCUUCUAAGUUGAUAAUUGGAGGCAUUGUUGCAUUGAGUAUUGUUGCAGAGCAGCAAUCAAACUUUCCACAAUAAGACACGAGUUGUAAAGCAGCUUAAAUCUGCCAUUAUCAUCAUUUAGCUGAACAAGCAGCUGUGACAAGAGGAGCUGCUUUGCAUUAGCAUACACUAUUGUAGCUGUACGCCAGGGAACUACUGGAUGUUCAAUUAUUGGAGCCACGCUCUGAAGCAGAAAAAGACUGAAACUUUUCAUCACUUUAAUUGCUUUUCUGUCUGUCUGUAGAAAAUAGACAAGAUUCAGUUUCUGUUGUAGAGUGCAGGCUGAGGUCCUUCAACUUUUACAUGUAAGCUUCAAAAUUAAAAACAAAACCAAAACUUAGAGGGUGAUCCCAGAGUUCUCAGACCAGGGCUUUUGAUAUUUUUAAGGUACAAAGGACUAGGGCUGCAGCUAUUGAAUAUUUUAGUAAUCGAGUAUUCUAGCAAAUAUUCCAUCUAUUAAUCGAGUAAUUGGAUAAAACAUGAUUUUUAUUAGUUAAAGUGCAAUUAUUAAUGUACAAGUAAAAACAGGACAUUUAACUUCAUAAUGAACAAUCAAUUGUUUUCCUUCCCCUCUCAUCAUUCAUUUUUUUUCCGCUCCGCAAAACCGCGCUAACUCCUCAUUCUACUGUGGUGACGUAAGCGCGUGUGUCACCUUGCAAAUAAUCUGUGCAAAACAGUGACGAUUUGAACUUAUAAACCAGUGCUCCAGGCAGAGAAAAUUCCUCAAUCAUCUUUUGUAAUCGAGGUACUUGAGGAAUCGUUACAGCCCUACGAAGGAGUUAUGGCUGCAAACGAGUUGUGUCAGCAAUCAGCAGCAGUAAGACUGGCUUUAGUCAAGGAAAUGCAGUCAUGUCUAAAUAUACCUGAACAACUCAGGGUCAUAAGCAGUGGUUAUGAGCCAAAGUCUUGAACAACCCUUUCAUUUACUUCUGAUUAAGUGUUCAAAAUAUGUUGAGGUAUGUGAAUGAAAAUAUAGGGGUUUACUUUUAUAGGUAUGAAAAUAUAGGGCCCAGGUGCAGAACCACCAGAGUCCAAUGCUGUCUUGUUUCCUGUGCUAUCCAGGUACAUGAAAUCUUUGAGUGCCUUGCAUGUGACAAGAAGUUCAUUUCUACAAAUCAACUGAAACGCCACAUGAUCACACACUCAGGUAAGAAGAGUCCCACUUAAAAACAUCACUCCUUAACCCUUUUUUUGUCCUUCAUGUUUUUUUAUUCUGAAAUUCUUUUAACUUAUUCCUAUAAUUCAGAGAAGCGACCGUACACCUGUGAGAUCUGCAGCCGCUCGUUCAAACGUUUGGACCAGGUGACGGCUCAUAAGAUCAUCCACAGCGAGGACAAACCGUACAAAUGUAAACUGUGCGGGAAAGAGUUCGCUCACCGCAACGUCUACAAGAACCACAAGAAGGUGAGCCGCCGAAGUGACACAUGAUAAUUGUUGUUUCUUUAACAUGGAGGGGAUUUUCUUUCUGAGAGAGAUAACUUCAAAGCUUGAUUUAUUAGUGAGGCUGUAAUCAAUCAGGGUCUCGUUGGUGGUGGUUAUCUGUGGGGUCUCUGGCCUGCUCCACCCCUGAGGUCCCCUCUGUUUACUUUGAAGAUUGCCGUGUCACUCAGAUAGAUAGGCUGGGCACGGGGAGGGGGGCAGAAAAACAGGAGCACUUUGAACUUAAAGCCCCUCAAGCUGCUUGUCUUCAUCAAGUCAACAAACCAAAUCAGCCAUGGAGCCUCGGAGUGAUCCUCUCACAUCAGUUCAAGAAGCUGCAUCAGCGUCCACACUGGGGCAGGCGGCGCCUCUGUUUACUCUUUAAAAACAUGCUGCUGCUCCAUCUCUCUGCAGACCCACUCUGAGGAGAGGCCCUUUCAGUGUGAGGAGUGCAAAGCUCUGUUCAGGACCCCCUUCUCUCUGCAGCGUCAUCUCCUCAUCCACAACAGUGAGUAUGAGUGCCUCACAGGGACACAUCAGGACAUGUUUAGGUUGUGUACAGGGCUGUAGUCAGUCAAAGAAAUAUACCCAUGCAUUAACCAGCUGAUAGGAGAUUGAGAGAAACUCAGAUCUUGAUCAACUUAAUGCAUGGUGAGUGCACCUUGACACCUUAUGACAGCCCGGCGGUCAUAAUAUGCUAGCAGCCUGUGUUUGAUUUUACCCUGUGGCCCAUUUCUUGCAUGUCAUUCCCCAUCUAUCCCCCAUUGUCCUGCUCCAGCCACUGUUCUCUAUCUGUCAACCAAGCCCAGAAAAGCCAAAAUAACCUAAAAAGAAAGACAGCUCUACUUUCACAGAUACAGGACGUGGGAAACAGGGCAUAACUUCAUCCCCAGGGGUUGUUAGAAUCAACUCUAACCAAAAGUUUUUUGUGGCAACUUGAAAAAAGUCUUGAUAUGCUUGUCAUCUCUGGAUAAUGUGCUUACUGGUAGGGCUGGGCAAUAUGGCCACAAAUCAACAUCAUGAUAUAUUGAGCAGUUCACCUUGAAAACGAUAAAUGGGUGAUAACUACUCCAGAAGCUGUUCACCCCCUCCCACAUUAACUUUGUCUACUUCAGGCGCUGCAGUCGCUACAACUUUUGAACCGUCCUCCAUCUCCUCACCUGUCUUUCCCUCUUUGUUACGGACUGGAUGAGGUGGAGUCACGUCUCUGAUGUAGGACAGCGUCUUAAAGGGAUAUGAGACCAUAGCCUUCCUACACACAUCCAAAACCAACUUUUAUUUAUUUACUUAUUUAUUUUGACACAGAAGAUAUUGACAUGGGGAAAAUAACGUCGGUUGUUGUUGUAAAUUUUGGUAUUGGUAAAUUUUUGGUUUAUUGCCCAGCCCUGCUUUCUAGCACAGCAUUACAGCACAAUAACUACUUAGAACUAGGCUAUAAACAAAGUAUCUUAAAGCUUAAAGCUCCUUUGUGGACAAAACAGUCUUUGCUUGUCUUGUCCUCUACUUGACAAAAAAUCUCAUCAUUCUGACUUUUAACAGUCAAAAAUAUCAUUUAUUGUGACUGUUUUGUGUGAAAAAAUAAAACCAGGGCUGUUUCUUCACCCCACUUACAUCCACCACCUCGUUCCAGUGUCAUGCGUUAGAAAUUACAAUAUAAAACUCAUCAGUCUUGUCACUGAUAAUCUUCUUUGCUUUUCUAUGUCAUAAAGACAUCAAAAGUAAUUCCAGUCCGGUUCAUAAAUGUAAAAAAACUCCCCACAAGAGCUUUAAGAUAAGUGUUUUGGUCUCAUUUUCUAACUAUGAAAAUCCUCUUGUCCCAGCCUGAACUUAAAUAUUUUUUAAUACCAGAAUGCACAUAUCAGUGUGAUCACACUACCUAUACAAACUUUUACUCUUAAUCGCAAACAGGAAAGUGGUGCACUUUUUAGACUAACAUUUUAAGACAAACUUGCUGCAGGUAACACAAGAUAAGCUCUUUAAACUUGUCUUUCCCAUUGAAGUUAUAUCUGUGAUUGCCUGACCAAUGACAAUUUGGUAGGUCCGGAGCUUAAUGACCACCUAAUACACCUACCGAGUGGAGGGUGUCAGCCCCACAGACAGUGGAGCCUUUGCAGGAUGCAGUGCUGGUCCUCCCAUUGAGACAGAUAACAAAGAGACUGUAAAGCUAAAGGCAUUUCCUGCUGCUGUCUCAGGAGGAAGGCUAUAUAACACCAGAGCUCAUAUAAAGAAUCGACUUCUGGACAGUGAGUGUGUGAUCUCACUGUAGGUGUGUGUCUUGGUGAGUGAAUGUUGUAGCGACAUGUAAUCGCUACAACAUUCCCUGUAAAAAGUGCAGCAUCAGGAGUUAAAGUUUGAAGUAUUUAUAUAAACUCAUGGAUGGAACAACAGUUUCACAUUUUUAUCCUGACUUUCUUGUCCUGUUUCAAGAGUGCCUUUUAUUGAGUGGAUUAGACAGUGGAAGUAGCAAAGAGCGCACGAUUUAAAUGCUUAGAUAAACUGUGCCUUGCAAACUUGGAUAUGAGAUAUGCUUUCUCCCCCUUAAUCAGAUUCUCAUUGCACUUUUAACUUGACUAAAGUUUUUAAAAUAGCUUGUUUGGGCCAGAAAAAUGUUAAGGAGAUGAGAACUGUUACGUGGACUGUAAUACAAGGCUUUCUGUUAUUAUAAGUCUCACUAACAAAAUUAUCUGCAGGAGUUUUGAGAAGACUUUGCUGCUUCAUGGCAUCUACUUCAGCAGUAUGAAACAUGCAAACAAAGACACAAACCAAUGUAAAAGCAGUCCCUUUUUACUAAAAGGUUGCUUUUUACAUUCAACCCCACAGUGAGUUAAUGUUGCUGUGUAAGUUUACAUUACAUUAUAUUACAGUUACAGACACAGGACAUGUGCCCUGACUUUUAAGUUUUAUGCAUGGGGUAAUACAACAAAUUGUUCACAGUGAUGCUGCUUCACCUUCGCUCCUCAACAGUCUGCCUCUGUGAGAUUCACACCAGCCUAACACAGUCCCAUCUUCAACAUGAGAUGUAAAAAGGCUGCUCCAACAGUUGAGUAAAACAUACACACCAUUGCUAACAUACUGUAAGUAAAGUGCACGGUUAGUAAAAGACUGGUGCCUCUUUCACACAUGAACUCCUGACAAUUUCCAGACAUUCAGGUGCUUGAAUUUUCUGGACCUGCCUUCUACAGAUCCACUUCACAGCAGGAGACUGUCUGUGUUGGGUGCUCUCUCACCCAGUUUGGUUUAGGUAUGGAAGGGCUGCCUGUGCAGAGUAUGCAGAAGAGAGGGAGUCUUUAGAAAUGGUCCGUCUCUGUGUUAAAAGCUGGUUUAAACAAAUACGAUAGUAGCAAAAACCUACCAGCAACUGAGGUUAGCAGCAGAGAGUACAAAGCAGAACUUUUUUUUUUUUUGCACAGCAUGAACGUUAUCACACCACCGCCUCGCUUGUGGUAAAUGUUCCAGGCUUUUACCUGCUGCAUUCAAACUCUGAGACUCAGCGCUUCAGUUUCAGAGAUUUCCUGGUGUGCAGUGUACGGGUGGAUGCAGAGCCGGCCCAAGCCUCAAUGGGGCCCUAAGAAAAAAAUGAUUUUGGGGACCUCUAUUUCUGCCAAUAAUAUUGAUUGUUGAUUUUUCACACACCUUCACAAAUCGCUUUGAUUAACAUUCCAUGACAUGCCUUUGCAUACCUUUAUCUUGGCGUUUUUUCUCUUCUUUCUCUUUCUUCCUCUUUCUUUUCUCUAGUCCUAAAGGAUAUGUCUUUUUUGUGACAUUGUUUUGCCCCUCAACUACCUGUGCUUUGGAUGCUCAGUGCACAUUGCACAGCAGGAGGCACAUAACAGUAGCGGAGCUUUGACAUAUCGGCAGUAAGAAUCAUAGGCCUACAUCGGCAGCAGCACUAAAAUGUUUUUACUUUAUUUUAUUUUUAAUAAUAUAUAUUUGAUCAAACAGAAAGCAUCACUCUUACAUGCAAAAAAUAAAAAAAUAUUACAAGAAAAAAUUUUUUGAUUGCUCCUGGGGCCUCCUAUUGGCCGUGGGGCCCUAAGCAGGCACUCAGUUCACUUAUGCCUUGGGCUGGCUCUGGGUGGAUAAUUUCUGGGAGGAAUUUUGUCCCAUACAGUUGCUGUUUGAACCCUCUUCCUUCCCUGAAACACACCUUCUUCUAGCAAGCAGCACAAAAACUCUAACUAGAAAUCUCACCAAGAAACAAAUACAGUCAACAGUAUAUGAACUGAGACAUACCUUGCUUCAGUGGAUUUAUAGUACAUAGCUAUCUAACAGCAAAUUGACAAAAAUAGCCAUUAAUACUGUAAAAACUUCAGUAGAUAAAUGUUUUGUCUUUCCUUGUCCUCUCUGUUGAUUCUGGGUCACUUUUGAUGCACCAGACUGUUGCAGGGUUUUCAAUGCUGUGAUAGCAGCAGUGUUAUUGUCUAAUGUAAGAGGUGCAGGACAGUGAUGACCUUUUUCCCCCCUGUACUGUCCUUUUAAUGUAGGCUGUGGACAUAUUUUGUACCCCAUAAUUCAUAAUCAGAUUGACUGCUCCAACAUUUAGUGGAUUAAGAUCACUGUUGCUGGUGGUGGCUAGGUGGACCAGCCCAUCUGGUGUUUGCCAGAAUUGCCAGAUUGUCAGUCUGAGCCUGCUAUCAGGUGUUAUGAUGGAUAAUUAUCAUGGAAAGAUAUUUAACCUAGAUAUAGAUCCUCGGGCAGCUGUCAGUUGGGAAGGAUUUUCUAACCAGCUGCUAAAUUUUAACCACAAAAUAUAAAAAAGUACAUUUUACAUCUGUCAGUUAAUUUAAAAGCUAAUACUUCCUGGGGAUUAUGUUCACUUGUGGUUGUUUUGUUUGAAUCCUGCAAAAUAUUUGAUCUAUUAUAGGUCAAAGAUUAAAGACUGUUGUUUUCUUCUGAAAAGAGAGAGUGGUAAACUGCACAUCUUUACAUAAGAGGUCCAGACUGUGCUGCAGUUAUAUUUGAGAAAAUAUAAUUGAUGUCUUAUCUGUUAUUAUUUAGCAACUGGAUGAUGGGUGACAUUUUCUCCAAACAUUUGUACGUUUGAAAAAUCUGUUUUGAGGUAAUGUUUGUUUGGAUUUUAGUGGUUUUUCAAGUCUCAAUGAAACCACAGGAAAAGUCCGCCAGACUCUCUCUUCGUGGACCAGGAGGGGUAAAAGGAAAAAAUUUGUUAGGCUCAAAAGUAUGCAGAAUGUACGGCUGCAAAAAAUUAUCUUACUGUGGAUUGGGGCCAUUUCUUGACCAAGAAUCUUUUGCAUUAUUUACCCCUGAUAUCUACUUGGCUUUAAGAUUUUACAAAGCAAGUUACACCAAUGAUAUUUAAGUAAAAUCAAAACAGCCACAAACUUCUGCAGCCCUGUGCAGUUUGCUCCAGUUUUGCACUGUGAUCUAGGUGAGCUGUUAGCAUCUCUUCUCCCUGCUGCACAGUGUUGUCCUGUACUCUCCUUUGACUCUUUCCACAUAUAUGAUGAGCUCAAGGGAGAGGGAACCUCCUCCCCAGUAUGUUGUGGAGUUGAUUCAUGACAGAUUUGACACAAAUUUAUUGUUUUAUACUUGUUUGAAUAGGUUAGCAGUAGGGCUUCAUGAUAAUAAUAAUAACGGUAAUCAGAAUAUUUGAUUACGACAAUCUUAAAAAAAAUUUAAAUCGUCAAAUCGAUUUUCCUCUCUAUCAUGUCUUGGGCAUCCAGGCCACCAUAGGCUCCCCUUCCUGCGGGAGCGUUCCCCAGUUCCCACAGACACCAGUGUAAACAUAUGUUUGUAAAAGAAGGCGAUGAUUUCGUGGCCAUGCUCCGUUCUCUUCUUCUGUCUUUUGUGCAUUUCCUGGGCAGCGUUACAACAUCACUUACUGGCUUGGGGUAUGCACUAUGUGCUGCUUUUCAGUGGUUUUGUUUUGAGAUGAUAGAAAACCUUUUUAUUUUUAAAGUGAAGUUUUGUGAAGUCACUGAAUAAUUAAAAAAUGGGUUUUCGGAGAAAAAAAACAGAAUUUUAUUUUUGGCCAAAAUCGUGUAGACCUAGUUAGCACAAAGCUGCAUGUAUAUUUAAAAAAAAAAGGUUAUGGGGCACGCUGUUGCAGCCUGACUGUAUGUGUUUAUGUUACCUGCUAAAUUUCUAGUGACCUUACGGUACCUUUUGUUAUGUGCAGUUGAUGACAGCCAGAGCAAGAAAUUGUAAACAAAACCUAAAAACAAGAGGACAAUCCUGAGUGUAUGUUAAUGAAUUACACAGUGUGUUUAUGUCUGUGCAGGCACGUGUGUGGUGUCAUACCGCGGUAAUGGAAUCUCUAUGUGAGGGUGCUGUUGACAUUAAUUAUCGUGAAGCGAAGGUGUCGAUUUCAUACAGAACAUAAUGAACCUCAGCUUUCACUGCUGUUCAUUUUAUUAAGCUGACCAUCAUCGUCCUUGGUAAUACAAGAGCAGGCAUAAGCUUGUAACCACUUGCUCCCACCAACCUCGGACACACACACACACACACACACACACACACACACACACACACACACACACACACACACACACACACACACACACACACACACACUAAUAUACACUAUCUAUCUCUCUUUCUCGAUCUCUCUCUUUCUCUCUCUCUCUCUCUCUCUCUCUCUCGAAGCUCCUCUCUGGAAAUUGAAUGAUCUCCAUAUAAUGGAAACAACUACUCUCCAACAAUAGAGGCUGUUGUGUGGAGCAGUGAGCAGAGGCGUGAAGGGAAACAUCAGGCUGCUCUCUGAGAACAGCUGACACUGUCUGAGGACUGUCUGUCUGCACUUUUAGUGCUUUUCACUGAAGGAUUAAUAAAAAAGCCAUGUUUUCUGCUCUGACGUUUGGAUGAAACAUGUGGCAGAGCAGUUAGUUUUACUGUGUCCCCUGGGAUGGAGGCUACGGAUUCACAAAAAGACAACUUCUGUCCCAAAAAAACAGAACCAGACUUUUCUAAAGACCAUUGUUUGGGGUUGUCUGGUGCAGUGAAAUACCCCUCUUUGUGUUUUCUGCCCACACAAUCGCCCCUGUCAAAUUGGUUCCUCUCUUGCUGUGCAUGAUGACUGAGUGUUUACAGACUCAACAAUAGAUAACUGGAAAUGGCUCUUACAAAUGUUCCUGCAGGUGAGAGGACAUUCAAGUGUGACCAAUGUGAUGCCACCUUCAAGAGGAAGGACACGCUCAACGUGCACAUCCAGGUGGUGCAUGACGGCCACAAGAAGUACAAGUGCGACCUGUGUGAGAAGGCCUUUGUCACUCCGUCUGUCCUCAAGAGCCAUAAGAAGGUAAAGACGACAAAAAAAAGCUGCAACCAGACGACCUCAAUCAGAGACUGUGAUUGCAUGUCUGCAAAGCUGUUAUUCUGUCCAAAAAUUGAGUCCAAGCAGCAGAAUUGUUGUAUUUAUUUGAAUUUCAGACACACCAGCUGGAAGAUAACAUAUUAAAUCCUUUGAAGUUAUCCUGAAAGUAAGAUUUACUCUAAUGUUGAUUGGUAAAGCAUUUAAGAAACAAAUCUUUAUUUUAGCGUGAAGGUUUCAAGCAUGUUUCAUGAGUGCUGAUCAAGUCUUAAUGUGGGUUUUUAAACUGUCAUGGAGUUAAAUAUCCCAGGAUAAAUGUUUUUGCCCAUUGCUUCAGUGGAUAGACAAACCGAGUCCUUUUGAGCAAAACAUGCUUAGAUCAGUCGUCAUUUGUCACUCAGGGGUUGUCAGUGUGUCACAUAGACACACGUGAUAUCCUGCCAGCCUGCUUAAGUGUAUUUUAGCUGCUCAGGUAUAAUGCAAAUCAGCUUUAAAUUUAGGACAACUUUAAGUUUUUAGUUGAAGAGGGACAAGUUUUGCUGACCAUGCCACCCUGGAAAUGAAGAACUGUGGUCUUGCAUGGAAUAAUCUGAUAGACAAAACAGUCUGGCAAUUGAAAGGGCUGAGCUGACAGGCAACCAGUGUGGCUAACACACUAACUAGUGAUGUUUAACUCAUGUGGUAUAACCUCAUUUAGAAGAAUACUAAAACAUUCCUUUAAUACAUCUAUUUAAGUGAAACAUUUUCGGUAUGAAACUUCCCCAAACUCUGUUUGAAAGUUGUGUGCAGCAUGUGGCUGCAAGUAUUAUUUUGCACUGUCUUAAUUUGCUUCAUUGGUAACACCUCUGGUCCACACGAAUCUCACCUGUUGUGAUAACACAAUAUUAUGUGAUAGAUUUUAUAACCUGAUUUGUUACUUGGGCAUCUGAGGUGGCUGAUCAAUACAACAGAAUUAAACACAAACAAAAAUACAGACUUUAAUUCUUUUUUAAAAAUGCUCUUUUGUUCCGGGGUUGUCCAAGGCAGGUUAAAAUAAUGGAAGUCACUCAAUCGUGGUUCUAAAUCACAUUUGCCACGAUCAAUCAGAAACCAUCAUACUGGACUUAAAACAUAACAAAACAUAACAUUCCUGAAAUGCCUCUUCAGCUCCAUGUUUAAACCGACGCCUCUCUUGAGAGCAGAGCAGCUAACUGCUAAUAUCUUACUGUCAAACCUGGCUGAGACAACCGUCCUGAGCGUUUCUGCCCAUGACGGUUUGGAAAUCAGUUCUUGUGUUGAUUUGAAAUGGCAGUUAGUCCAUUAGCUCUGCAGGGCUUCAGAGCCCCAAACAGAUCUGGCUGCAGAUUAGGAGCCCUGAAUCUGACAGCGUCCGGUGUGGUUAUGGAUCGAGAUUGAAACCAAACAGUUUCUUGGCACACAGAGAAAGAAAACGUCCCGGAGGUUGUCUCAGAACAGUAGGGCUGAAGACUCGGGCAUGUUGAACUGUCUCUCUGCUCACGGGGAGUGAAGGCUGCUGGGAGAUCUGGACUUGAUCAAAGCCAGGUUGCUGAGGAGACGACAUCUUGCAGGCUGUGUUUACAUGCGCAGAGCAACCUCGCUUCAGGCCAAACUGAUGUUGACGUCUUCUUUAAUGUACACAGAGAUAAUCUGCAACUGUUUGUCUGAGCAAACUUUGGCCCUAAAAUGAUCACUUACUUCUCUCAGCCAUGUUUGGUCUGCAUCAAAGUCCAACAGUAGCUCUGCGUACUUUAGUAAUUUGACCUUACAUAAUACAAUAGAAAGAAAAUGGAACAAGAUGAGUACUUGAGCAUUUAAAAGACGGACCUCUGAUCAAGUGAUCUGACCAAAAUCAGGGUAACCUCGACUUUCUUGACUAGACCAAAACAUGACUUUUGUUUACAUUGUAGAUUGGAUCAGACCAACUGUGGUGCAGAGGCUUGCUAUGAAACCAAGAGCAGAGAAAACAGGGAAUUAUCACUUUAAAGACACUGUUAUCAUACUUUUGAAAAAUAUUUUUUUGGUUAAUAAAUUUUGUAUUUCUUCUUCUUCUUCUUCUUCUUAUGAUUAUUAUUAUUAUUAUUAUUAUUAUUAUCAUCAUCUAUACCUAAUAACUUUUGAAUUUCCCUUCAGGGAUAAGUGAAGUUCUUCUUAUUCUUAACGAAACAACAUAUGACACUUAUAAUGGUUCAGUUUACCUGGCUAAAUAAAGGUUUAAUAAAAAAUGACAUUUCUUAGCUAAUGGGACAACAAUUCAGAUGACUGAGUUUUAUUUGCACUUGUCUCUGGCAAAGCCACCAAAGCCAACAGAUCAGAUACCUGUGACUCAAACCAAAUGCACUCUGAUUAUAUGUUGUUCUGUCAACUUUUAAAUUAACAGCAAACCAUUUUGUUAACCAGGGCUGUUGCAGUCUACCAGUCUUUUCUAAAAGUCUUAAUAAUGAUAAUGACAUGAUAAUGGGUAUGAUAUUGGUAAUAAUGUGAGUAAGCUGGACAACAAAACCGACUUUCAAGAUUUAUUGUUAUCGUUGGGUGACAAAUCAAUUUAACAUUUCCACUUCCUUACUGUUUAUUAAACUGUUUUAUCUGAGGAGCACACUUCAAAAUGAAACCUUUUUUUGACCUUGCAGGUAACCUUAAUGCAAGACAGAAAACUGUCAAAUUAAAAGCAUGAAAGUUAUUUAUGAGGGUACUGUCUGUUCCAAAGACGUUUAUGUCUAAGGGCUGGUGCUGUGGAUAAAUCAUAAACUUGAACACUAUAGUAUUCUGAAUAACCAUUGUAUAUGUUAAAAAUAUUAAAAUGCUACAAUUUCAGAUUCAUAAAUUUGUCAGGUUUCUUCCCCCUUUUGUGAUAACAAAUUCAAUAACUCUUGUCUACAAAAAUAAAUAAAUGAAUAAAUAAAAACAUGAAACAUUGAUUUACAUCUUUUACCAUUUUUCCAUUCCUCAGUAAAAGUGAGCGUUAAGGAACUUAGUUUUGAGAAAAACUUGUCACUGUAGGUAAAGGUGAUUUUCUUUUAUGAAUGACUUUAGUUGUUGUGUCUUUAUUUCCGUGAAAACGUCAGUGUAAUGCAGUACACAUGCAGUAGUUGCUUGUGUAUUUAGGUAGGAAAGUGGUCCAUAUCUGGCAGAAGGGUAAGGUGUUAAAUAUCUCUCAUGUUUGACGGUAAAUCUUCCUCCUCAGAGAGCCUGGAUCUGUGUUACAUGAGAGGGCGUGUGUGUCAGCAUGUGUGUGCAUGUAUUGUCUGUUUUGUAGAGGAUCAUAUCGCCUCCAUUCCUGCAUGAAAAUUACAGGUUACAUUUCAAAUCAAACAGAUCAUUGAAACAUAAAAAUCUGAAGAAUUGCCUGCAAGUCCCAAUAAAUGUCCACUUUUACGGUUUGAAAUGUGAGAUACCUGAGUUGGGAUGUUCAGUGGUUGAAGUUAAAAUAGCAGGGAUGUUUUCUCUGCUGUAACAGAAGAGUAGAUAAUGCACCACUGUUCCAUUUGGCCUCCAUGUUUGUGUGCGUGCAGAUUUGUUUGUGCAGGAGUGUAAGUGUGGAGAGUGUGUCUGCAUGUGUGUGUGUGGAAGGAGCCUUUGUAACGAAACACCCGAGGUGUCAGAGGAACACAGUGGGGUGAUGGAGGAAAGGAUGGGGGCCCAGAGAGGAGGUGUUCCUGUAUUGUUGUCCUGCUGUUGAAACUGUCGCUCUGAGUUUGAGCUUUUCAUACUCUCGAUUAUUCUGUACAAGCAGCCAGGGGGAGGAGGGAUUCAGAGCAAACUUUUCAACAAGGAGGGUGAGAGAGGGGGAGGCAGAGGGAGAGGUAGAGGAGGUAACACGCUCUUUCCACAUGCCUGUCCUCUGUGUUUGCAUGUGCAGACCUUAUGAGCCUGCAGAGCUCGGCAAUGUGGAGUGCUGGGAGGUAAAGAGGAGAGGAGGAAGAGGAAGAAGGAGGAGGAGGAGGAGGAGGAGAUGAAUGCAUUCAUGCACCUUGGCCUUUAGUCCCUGGGGCUUUAGACCCUGGCAAAUCUGCAUCGUCUGUGUUCUUUGAUCCUGCCUUCAGGGCAACUCAGUGGAUCUACUGUCAUGCAAACAUGUGCAUCUCCAUUUAGACACUAUUACUUAGUUAUCUGUGCAUUCUUAACCCACUCAGACAGAGCGUUUACAAAUAUGCUCUUAGGACUGCUUUUAAAGACAGAUCUUGAUUCUGAAGUUGCUUUAACGAAGAGAAAUCAGAUUAUGUUCGAAUAUACAGCAUGAUAAAUCUGAUUUUCUCUGUUCUGAUAAGUCAAAUGUUCGGAUGUUGAGUCCCAGCUAUCACAGCUGAUCACAUUUUGCUUUUGCUGUCCAGGAUGGAUGUUACAAAUGUUUCUCUUAACAUCUACCACAUGUCUGCUUUCUCCUCAGACUCACACGGGGGAGAAGGAGAAGAUCUGCCCGUACUGCGGACAGAAGUUCGCCAGCAACGGCACGCUGAGGGUCCACAUCCGCAGCCACACAGGUCAGUGCAACGCUUUGUGAAAAUCAACUUCCAAUCAGCUGUUAUUAACAUCGUCAUAAUAUACAAAGGGUGAUCACAAGAAUAAGAACCAGGCUUUAACUCUAAGCUCAGGUAAAACUACUUUAUUCACACAGAAGGUGGUUUUUCUUCAAUCUUCUUUCUAAAUCUGAAGAUUUUAUCCACCGCACAUUUUCUUUUUUAACAUCAGAAGCAGCUAUAGCGCUCUCUCCAUCUGUCUGGUCUCUGCUCUGCUCUGGUUGGUCUCUCCUAGUAUUUUAACAUGCUGUUCAGCCGAACUAUGGUCAUAACUCGAUUAGGCAAUUUAACUGGACUUCUGUCCUCGUCCUUGAUUACAAGCACCAGGCAAAAAUCGCAUUACUGUUGAGUCUAUUACAUAGAAAAAAAAAUUAGCAAGAAGCUGAUGUUCUACAAAAAAACACAUCACUUUUGCAGCUUUGGACUGUUUGUUUGUACGAUGGUAAAAGUUUCAUUUUUUAUGUCCUGUGCUGCAAGAAAUCGACCCAAACACAGGCGCUAAAAUAAGCAGAAUGAAAAAAACAUUUUGUCGCUGAUUACCUGAGUUUACUGUGUCGGUCAUAAAUGGCAUUAGUCUACAGCCUGUUCUCUACUCCUGCGCUGGACCUAAACUUAAACGCCUGCAUCAGUAAGACUCAUGAAAAGCCUUUACCCACUCAGAGAAGUGAACUCUAGGUCUACCAUUUUAGACCUGACACAAAGCCUAUAAAAUAGUGCAAUGACAGCAUCCUACUGUUUAAGGCUGUAGUCUUACAGUUAUAUGAAUUGUUGCUGAUAUCUGUUUUGUCUUGCACACUUUAACCUUAAUUGUGUUUUCUCUUCGUCCUUUUAAAAGCACUCUUUUUAUUUAUAACCACAUGGACUUGAAUUUUAAUGCCAUUGAAUAUUUUUUUGCAAUGGUGAUAAAAGCAUUUAUUUAUUUAUUCAUUCACAACAUGGACACUAGACCUGCAAAUGCUCUCUCCUGGUAGCGGACGUCACCACUGCCCCCCACUCUCUGCCUCCGUAGUUGUGCAGUCCUUCUCCUCCAGAGUCUCUCCUCUUUUCUUCUCUGCCGUAAUUGCAGUUUGAUCGACUGCUGCAUGACACAUAUCAUCUCCAACUUAAUCUAGUGCUCAUGACGGUGUCGGCCACUCUGGUUUGGAAUAAACGGAGAGGUAUAAACCAGGCUUAAAGGCGUCCCUAUUUCAGAGUCAGAUAAAAACCUCAUGUGUUACAUAAAUACCCACUCUACAUAACACUCGAUGCUCCACUCCUUCAGUCUGCUGAAAAGUUGUUUACACACAGUUCACAACCCUGAUUAAUUUAAAUCCACGUGUGCAUGCAGCUAUUUAGUAAUCUGAUUAUUUUGCACUGGUGACAGAAGUUACUCCCUAACUUUUCCUUAUCAGUUUGAGUGUGUGUGUGUGUGUGUGUGUGUGUGUGUGUGUGUGUGUGUGUUUAGUGAAGAUGCAAUUUGAAGACUCUGACAGACACUGGAAGAAAUAAUGCAGCUUUCAGUUGACUCAUAGAAAAAUCAAACCCAAAUAACAUGAAAACUAACACACACAGAACUAGAAUAUUUUGUCUGGUGGUAUAUCGUAUUGUCUCAUUUACCAAGUAAAGAUUUUUUUCAAAUUAAUUGGUAAUGUGAAGUCAAAUCUAUGAUAAGGGAAAAAAAAUAAAUGGAUAAAUAAUAAUAAUAAUAAUAAUAAUAAUAAUAAUAAUAAUAAUAAUUUUGCGUUAUAUAUCAGACAUCAGCCGACCUGCUCUUUGGCCAUUCAAAACAAUAUUGCUCAAACACUAAUAUACAGUUUGCAGGUAUGAUGCAGGCUGGUGAUUGUGAGUUACUAUGGUAACCAAAAGCUCUUUAUUUUAACCCGAUAAAACAUGAUAAAAAAAAAAGUUCUGGAACAGGGUCCAAGUUUUAUUUUCUGAACACAAUAAAAACAAAUAAAUCAGAUAAAUUAAUAACGUUGAAAUUAAUGAAAUUAAUCGGUGCAUGAUGCCUAACUAAUAGAUCACAACAAAAAAACAAAAGAGGAAUUGAUAAACAACAAAAUAUGAUGGAGAAAAGUCACUAUUGGUGCAUUAUUGUCUUGAUAAUUGAAAAAAAGUUAGUGUGGACAAACUCCAUCUUCGAGUUUAGCUGUAACAAUGCAAACAUACCAGAGGCGGUCAGGAUGCUAAGAGAUGUCUGCCACUUUGGCCUUGUCACCUGUUUCUUAAAUUCUAAAGACUUUUUAGCAAAACCAACAUGAUAAUAAUUUGUAUUUACUCUGAAGUAUGAAAUAGUUUGUUUUGAAAGUUGGAUUUUACCAUAAUAAGGGAGAAAAGUUCAUCAAAAGUGGUGUACUCAACCACAUCCGAAACUAAAGGAGUCUGUUAGCGAUACACACCAUUUACCUUUUUCUCCAAGAAUAUGCUACAGCAGACUUCCUUGGACUGAUAUACAUGCCAAAGAAGAAGCUGCUGGUCGGAGCUUCCAACUCUCUGAUUUUACACCAUGAAACACGUGAAUGAGUGUCCGAUUUAAUCAUGAUAGGAUUUCAGCCUGAUGCCUAGGGCUGGGUAUUGCCACUGAUUUCCUGAAUCAAUUCGAUUUCGAUAUGACUCAAUUCAUGAGAAAAUUAAAGAUCAAUCUUUAUAUAUAAUUAAUCGAUAUUGAAAAUUUUUAAUAAAAAAUUGAUCUGAAUCGGAAAAUCGAUUUUUUUGGACCCAGCCCUACUAAUGUCGUCCUGCUUCAUUACUCCAGUCUUUGCUCAGCCUCAGAGAUGGAGCACUGGAUGUUUAUUAAACUGCUUUAAACUGGAAGGACACACAUUCCUGUGUGUUUCCUUACCAACAGACUGCUGCAGAGCCCUGGCACACACACGUUCACACACACACUCUCUCUCUCUCACACACACACAUGCACGCACAGUUCUUGGCCUCCAAACUCCUCCACUCACUCACUCUUUCAUUUUCUCUUUUUCUCUGCCAUCUCCUGGCUCUGUCCCUCCUUUCCUCACUCCCUCUGAAUGUCUCCUCUCCUCUUUCAUGUGGUCUUCUUAUUGUCCUCUUGUUUUUCUAGGAUUUAAUAAACGCUUUACUCUGCUUGCUUUCUGGCAUCAGACACUCCUGCUGAAAAGCCCUUAAAUGGAGAUCUAGUGUUUUAAAACCAUGGCCAUGUUCUUGUUAGAACUAUUAUUUCCACAUAUUUUGGUCCAUAGGAUCGGUCUCUUUAAAACGUCCUGACUGACUUCACAAAAUUGCUUUAAUGGCCGCAACUCUUUUUCCUUUAAAGAAUCCAAACAUGUCCACUCAAAGUGUUUAGCUGUUAUUUUUAGUGUCUGACAAAAUCACAGAAAGGAUAUCCAGACCUAUGUAUUCAGAGGAAGAUGAUCUGUUCACAUGAAAUGGCAACUUUCCUCAGAAUUUAGUGGUGCACAACACAACAAAUGUAUAACACACAAACACAAAAUAACAUAUAGUGAGUUUUUUGUGAACUUGGCUUUUGAAACUGUAACUCUUCACCUACUGGUUUGAUUCUUCGUGCAUUGAUGUUAGUUCUCUUAUUGUGGUGUAAUUCAAGGGUUCCCAAACUUUUCAAACUAUGACCCCCAAAAUAAGUGCAAGACAUGCGUGACCCCCACUGUGUUUUGAGUCAGUUACACAUUGUAAUUACCUCAGGGGUCACGUGACUACAAAGAAAAGCAGGAAACUGAUAAAUAUUAUAAACUAGAUAUCAAGAAUUUAAUAGUUUUUCUUUGUUGAAGUUUAGUUUACUUCCUGGUAGGAAUGGUCGAUAAAUUAACGUUCACGAUAUGUCAUAAAAAAAAUCCUUCAUGAUUAAUAUUUGCCAUCUCAUGAUAAAUACGAUAAAUGCAAGUUGACGACAGAAGCCUGAGUGAUGGACUCGCAGCCAUAGCCCACACAGAGCAGAAUAACAAACAAACAUGGCCGAAGGUAAUGAAGAAGAUUUUUCUGAGCAGCUCGUUACUAAACGAGGCUCCACAUGAGGGACUUCCUUCAAGACUGGGGCUUAGAUGAGCGCAAUCUGGUAUGCCUGACAUCGGACAGUGGAUCUGCUGCUGAUGUUCACUCUGUGCAACAAGAGUUUGAUAACUGUGGAAAUUGUUUUCACAUUUGAAACUUGUUUGAUGUCAUUAGUUUUCUCAAUAACCUACCACUCAAACUUGUGGUUAAAUAUCUUAUUUGACUUCUCCAACUGGUGUUCUUAAGACAAAAUGAGUCAAAAUUAUAGAUUGGAAUUGUAAUAUUUUUUAUCGGGACUUUUAUCAUUAUCGCAAGAAUGGCAAAUCUCAUUAUGGUCAAUUUUUUAGCCCAUAUCGCCAUGUAUUCAUGACAGAGAAAAUCAGUCCCCAACAGCUUUACCCAGGUAUGUUAGUCUGUCUAUGAGGAGUUUGAUUUAGUGCAAUUUCAGUCAGCCUAAUUAAGCGAUUUUUUAAAAACUAUUUGUUAAUUUACCGAUAGCUUCAUAUAAGUCGCCAGGCUCCAUCUUUCUUUAUACACCGAAUAAAUAAAUAAAUCAUCUGUAAUGUCUAAAAGUGUCCCCGUCAGUAGUUGACAAGUGUAUAUUGUGUUAAAAUGUGUGUGUGUGCGCGUGUGUGUGUAUUUGUAUAGUGGUUGGACGGUGGUCCCUUUACAAGCCUACCACACUCUGUCAACAGCUCCCUUUGUGUGUGUGCGAGCUGUGUGUUUGUGUGUUUCCGUACAUGUGUGUAUGUGUGAAGGACAAACCAACAGAAAAGGAGAAUGUAUACCAGUGUGGGCCUGCUCUGAUUGUAUUUAUAUAGAAUAAACAAAGGAGAGGAAUGCUGGGGGAGGGGUGGGAGCCGAGGGGACACCUCAAAGAAAGAAAGGAGAAAGGAGAGAAAAGACCACUCCAAGAAAGCAUCCAGCCGGAUGACCCUUGACCCUGACUGGCUGUAAAUCUGUCCCCUCAUUCUAUAGUCGAGGCUUUUUUUUUGUUUGUUGUGUUUUUGUGUGUGAGGGGAAAAAAUAAGCUCCCCAGGCGACAAUCCUGACAUCUUGUUCUCAAACAGUGAGGACUGAUUUCAGGGGUGCACAUAACCCACAUGAGGAUAUAUCUGGAAUUUUUUUAGGCGAUCGUAAAAUGACACUGUUGAUGUAAGUAAAACUUUAAAGAUGGCCAGUUUGUCUGUCAGGAGCCUCUUAAAGACGGCGACCAGCUGAGGUAAAGACCUUAAAAUCGACAGCUUCUCCUCAGCGUUGACAGGAAAGCUUGAUCUUGUUUGUCUUCCUGCUUCACAAGAAGAGGUCAGCAUUGAUUAUUUACCUGCUAAACACAGAGGGCUUUGGAAGGUUUCCUCUCAUAUCAGGUUACUGUCAAACACUAGGGGGUGUUUAGGGGCUAAAUCUGAUGGAGAAAGAUUAAAAACAUUAAGUUGAGAAUGUCAUAUUUGUCUCAGUUUUUCAUACAGUUUUUAUUUAGUCAGAACAUCAUGUCAGGCUCAAACACAUCAGCUGCAGAGCCACAGAGACAGGCGUCUUCCUUUGCAUGAGAUCACCGCAAAAUGAGAGCUGUCAAAAAGUUGGAAGUGGACGUUGGUGAACUCAGGAGUCAUGAUGGAUGUUUCUGUCAUUUUUUAAAUGAUUCGCCUUGGCCCACUGACGGCGUAAAUGUGUGCUCCUCCACAUCACAGCUCAGUGAGGGGAGAUUUUCCCACCAUGUGUGCCAUGAUGUGGUAAAUAAGCACAGUGGGUUCGUGAAGAUUAUUUUUGCCAGGGGAAAUGUGAGGGAGCGCAGAGCCUCGGUGUCAUACUGACAUCAUACGGCAUGUCAUGUUUGGGCACAGGGAUUAGUGUGAAGCAUGAGCUGUGUUACAACAAAUUGCUGUGGCAUUUUAAACCUUAUAACAGGACUCCAGCGGGCACGUCUCUAUGACGUCGUGUCUGAGAUGCCAUUUCGUGGCUUCCAACCUCACACUGAGCGAUCGAGUAGUGGAUGUCUUGUCUGUCUGAUUUGAUUAUGUUGCUUAAGCCAUUUCAGUUUGCUUUUUUUCUCCAGAGAGUUUUGGUUUUAACUCAGGAUUGUCUUUAAUUGGUGUCAUUUUGUUGCAAAUUGAAUGAACAAUGCUGUUCUUGAGUCUUAGUUACUUGGUUGAUCCUCUCUGUGCAGCUUCAUCCAUGUUUUGAAGAUGGUGUUUUGAUUGUGAUCUGCACAGAGAGGCCUGAAUUGGCUCUUACUUUUGUACAUUGCACCAAAAAGCAGUAUUUGUGUUAAAUAUUAACAUUGCGCUUUUUAUGAAUAAAAAAUAACAAAAUAAAUAAUUCACCCUGAAAAGUGCAGGAGGUUGAUGUUUUUGCAGAGCUGAGAGUCUCUCAGACUCCUAAACCCUCCUGAAAUGAUGCACCACUGUAGAUCUGGACCAACUGUUUGCAUUCAUUGUAAUAAAUCUUCAUAUUGUCUGUAAUGAGACUUUCAAAAUUCCCUAGUAAUUCAUUAUAACCACUUCCUUUAAUUUUCAUACUUCAACACCACUGAGACCAAAUACAACCCUAGCUCCAAACUAUUUGGGAUGCUGUAUAAAAUGUUCAUAGACAGAUUUUGAUAGUUUGAAAAUUCCUUUUCCCCCCUGUCUUUAAUUAAAUAUGGAACAAAGACAGCACAUCACAUUUUCAGACUGACUAACUUGCUUGUUUUAUGAAGAUUUUUGCUUGUCUUAAAUUUGAUGCCAGAUGCAGUUUCUAAAACUUUCUGGAUAAAAUAGGGAAGAUGAGUCUUUUAGAAGUAAAGAUGGGAAGAGGUUCAAAACUUUGUGAGAGACUGUGUGAGCAAUAACUUCUAUGAUUUUAAAUUAAGGUUCCCCAUCAUAAAAUUACAUGGAAUUAGCAGUUAUCAUCAUUCGUAGAUCUUUUUUGCUCUAAAACUCAAGUAUUGUUUACAUUAUCACCUGUUGACCACAUUACUGCCAAUUGCACCCGCUGUCUGCACUUGAUAUUAUUAUGAAAAUAUAUAAAGUUGAAUCUUGACCUGAAUAUGACUUUUUUCUUCUUAUUGUAUUAUUAUUUUUAUUUCUGUGUAUGUCUAGCACAUACAGCGCUUAUGGAUAAUAAAGAGGCAUGACUUGGCUUCACCUGACUUGAUCUGCAGUACAGGAUAUUAUUAAAAGAUUCUGAGGACACAUAGUUCACUGCUGCAUCCAUGAAUGCAGGUUAAAGCUGUACCAUGCAAAGAGAAAACCAUAAAUAAUCAUGAUAAGGAAGCACAGGACAUUUCCCUAAAUAUAUACAUUUUAUAUAGCCUGAGCAGAAGUAGAAAGCUUUCCUGUAGCCUGAUAAAUCAAAAAUUGACAUUCUUUUUGGAAAUCAUGGAUGCUGCAUUUUCCAUUUUAAAGAGGGGAGGGACCACCUUUACUCAUUGUCACUGCACAGUACAAAAGCCAGCAUGGGGAUCAUACAUGUCAUUGUAAUUGGUAGCAUACACAUCUGUGAAUGCUCCAUUAAAGCUGAGCAAUAUAUACAGGUUCAGGAGCAACAGAUGCUGCCAUCCAGACAAUGACUAUAUGUUGAAAGACCUUAAUGUUUCAGCAAGACAAGGACAAAAACCAUUUUGUACAUAUUAUUGAAUUUCCUUUCAGGGAUUAAUAAAGUUCUUCUUCUUAUUAUUAUUAUUCUUAUUACAACAGCAUUGCUCUGUAGUAAAAGAGUCCAGGUCCUGCAGUCCUAUCUUCUCUUGACCAUCAAAAACACAAAACCCAGAACUUUAAAAACUGACAUGAUUUGAUACAGUAUUAAAGAAAUUAAAGAUUUACUCACGCAAACCAUUACAUUCUGUCUUAUCACUUUACAUAGUGUUAUAACCUUUUUUGAGAUCUUAAACAACCGGUGUUAUAUUUGAUCACCUGUUUUUGAAUUUAGAGAGAGACAAUGGCUGAACACAUGGCAACGAAUCAUGUUCUCAUCUGUGUUUUCCUUUUUGUACAUUAACAAGAGUGAAAACCAGCUCUUGCGUUCACUCCUGGCUCUGGUCAGAGGAAGCUUAUUGUCGUGAUCAGGGUGUCAUUUGUUACAGUAAUUAUACACAGCCAUAUUUAGAUGGUUCAAAGAGCUGCACAUUGCACAUUAACUGAUCUCACGACACAACAACUGCCCUCAGAUGGACAUCUGGAAGAACUCUGGAAUCACUGAACCUAUUUACACACAGAUUAUUUGUUUGUUGUCACUGUGGUCAUGGUUACGAUCUUGUACAUAAAAACACAGUGUAGUAAAUGAUUAUAUGUCUCUCUGAUAAAAAGUUUCUCUCUAAUGCAACUUAAACUCAUUGUGGAUGCAGAACCUUUAAAGGCUAUUACAUUGUCCUUAAAUCUGGGCCUUAUUUUCUCUUCACAAUGACUAAUAGUUCCAAAAACAACUGAAAUCGCUCCACUUGAUCACCUCAGUUGUCAGCGAUGAAACAGGCUGUAAUGGCUGUGAUGUAACUCUUGGCGUUAAAUCCCAUUGAUCCCAUUGAUAAGAGUGCCUGUGUUUGCAAAGAGAAGCAGAAACUAUAAAUAGGUUAUUUCAGGUGUCAAACAAGGUUUAAAAAUCACUCCUGUGGAGAUGUACGUUUUUCUCUUCUAAAGUGGAGUGGGUGAUUUUCAACAAAAACCAAGAUGAAACCUUGUGAGAAAUGGCACCGACAUUCAAGUCCCAAAACUGCAGUUCUACAAGUGUCCACUUGAGGCUAGCAGCAAAAACACCAGAAGCCACAUACACACCCAUUCAAAAUAAAUAAUAUCUUCACAGGGAAAAUAAGUUGACCAAAAGUGAGGUUGAGUCCGUACAGUAAGUAAAGGUUCAGUACAAAGAUACAGUAACAGACUUUUUACAUUCCCCAGAAAUCUGCGGAAAACAUUAUAUUAUUGAAACUAUGGGAGCAUUUUUGACCCAAAAUACCCAGAACUUUUAGUUCCAGGAACUUCUUUUUAAGGAAUUAAAUAGUUCCUUUAGUCCAUUGUUCUCUGUAUUUCCACCAGGGGCCUGAAAUUCAGGGCCAGUGGAAAGUACACCCCCACCCCCAAGCAGUGGCUUUUGACCCUAGGUAAAAAGUUAGGUGAAAUGUGCACAGUUUCUCAAAAGGUAUCUAGUUCCAGGAGAAAGUUCCUGUAGUUAAAAAGCACCAUGUGGCUUAAGGACAUAUACCCCUGUUUUAUUUAUUUAUUUAUUUAUUUUAAGCCACCAUAUCAAUUGAGUAAAACUCUAAUGUCAACUCACAAAAUUAGUUUGGAGUUGUUGAUUUCUGAUGGAGCUGUUGAGUCUUUUUUCCUGUUUGUAAAAGAGAGUCUUACCUAAAAUAGUGAAUCUCUGCAGUGAUUCUUUUUUUUUGUAAUGUAGGAUCGUAAGAUAAUAUUUCAGCCAGUGAGAUACAAAAACAAGUCUUUUUGUCAAACUUUGACAGUACACAUUUGCAUCAUCUGUGUGUGGCCAUGGCAGUCCUCCAAGUGCUUUCUUUUGUGACCGAUCAGAUUUAAUAAAUGUUUCAUUAUUAGAGAUGUCUAACAAUGUCAAAGAAACGAUGGCGUUUUUGUGAACGAGCAACAUGUUUUUUAAACUGUUAACAGCUGUGAAGACGUUCACUUUAGACUUGGAGGGAAAAAGCAGUAAUUUUAUGUGAGUUACUGAUCUACAGUUACCUUCAAUGGUUAGUUUUUUUUUUUCUUUUAACUCAGACAUACUCUCAUUGACAUCAUCCACUGGUUUCCAAGGCCUUUUAGAGCCAAUAGAUGGUGGAUGCCAUAUUGGAAAUGCUGACUCAGUCUAACUGCCCGCCAACCUUGAGUCAGACCAAGGUUUAGGUGGGCGUUAAGCCACCUGGCAAACAGCUCCAUCUUACUUGUCAGUCACAGCCCUGAUUAUGCAGAUCUACACGUAACUAUAAGUCUUAAUGUAAAAUUCAACUACUCUUCAUAUGAAUAAUGAAAUGAGUGGUUCAGAUCUUAACUGUCUUUUGCACCAGGCUGUAAAAUUGUUUAUUUUUUGUGAAAACUGGCAUUUUGAAACGGGUGUCAAAGAGAGCUCCACGGUUUUCCAGACAGCUUCAAGUGAACACUCAAGAAACCACAGCUUCUUUUGCCCUUAAGCAUUGGCUUAAUUUUUCAUCACAAGAGCUUGCUACCUGAUCUAAUCCUCACAUAAAUGUCAGUCUCUGCCAAUAUCCUUGAAAUAAGAAUAUAAACCUGUCUGUAGCAAAUGAAGGAAAUAAAAACAUUUAUUAGCAAAAAACAAAAAAAAGAUUGAAUGCACUUGUUUGCACUUGGAUUUGGUUUCAGCCAUUAUAGCCUAGUUCAAGGUAGUAUGCUUAAAUUAAGUUUAACAAUUCAAGAACUUUUUAAGCACCAUGCUGAGGCAAACUCAUCUGCAACUGCUGAAAUGAUCUCCAUCAAGAGAUUAAUUUAAAUUUAUUUGAUAUCUUUUUUAUUUUAUUCCAUUUUAUAGCACUGUGUUUUAUGUUUCUGUAUUUUAGUAUUCAUGUUAUUUUUUUGUAAUUACUGUGAUUGCACUUUGAUCAUCUCAGCUGCUUUUAAUCUGUUCAGUCUUUUGGUCAGACCUGGUAGUUUUAAAUGUGCUCUAUAAAUAAGGUUAGAGUUGAGUUGAGUUGAAGAGAAGCAUGCUGUAAAGUCAUACACAAAUAGAGAAAACAUAAUGCAAAGCACAUGCAGUCAAAAACCUGCAUUAACUACAAAUGUGCUACAAAAACAUAGACAAUACAAAUUUAAGGACAAUCAAACACCAACGUGAUCCUCAAAAGAAAAACUGCGAAACAAGACAACUAAAGUGGUCCAGGUCUCUGAGGUGCGCUGAGUAGAACAGUUCAUGACAAUUUAACAUUGUUAGAUAAGUGCUAGGAAGACAAGCAGUGAACCAAGCAGCAUCCUCCAGUCCUGAGAAAUGAAACUGGUGUGGAAGCGCUUAAAACUACAGUUCACUUGGUGCCCACCUGAGGUGGGCUACAGGAGCACCAAAAUGCAUGCACACAUUGAGCCACAAAAAGCCUGUUAAAACAAAAGCCCAAAACAAGUUUACGGUCUGGUUCAAAAAGACGGCUCUGGUCUUAUAAGCUGGGGGGGCCUCACAUGACUUUUUUUGUAACAUGCUCAUUUUGGGGUUAUUCAGCAUGUUAGCAUCACUGCAUUUAUUUCGUGCACUGUUCCUUAAUUUUUAGGAUGCUGUCCCUGUUGAAGAUCAUCAGGCUUCUGCACAUUUGUUAGCUACCAUUUAUGUCACUUAGACUCCAAAUUAUGUAAAUACUGUCCCAUGAAUAGGCACUGGCCUCUAAUUUUGAUGGUAUUGAUGUUUGCGUUGACAGUUUCGAUCAGCUGCAUGUGGGGUAUCAGUGUGUCUGAUUCAGUUACCCUCAUGAGGGCAAGUUCAAGAGAAUUGUUUGUGGAAGUAGAGAGGUCCAUGGAGACCCCGGCUAUGAUGAAAAGGUCAAGUGUAAAAGUUGUCAGGCAUUCAGACUGCUCAUCAAAGGCGAUCUCUUAUCAUCUCCAACACACUGAUAUCACAUUACCUCUGCGGCCCCUGUCAGUAUGUGACGUGGGGCAGAGGGGAGGACAGUACAGGGCCACUGUCUGGCUGAACUGGAGGAAGUGGUGAAUUAAUUUCUGAUGGACAGCACUAAUGUCUUUCAGACCGGAGCCCUGAAGCUACAAAACUCUCUCCAUAACACGAACGUUGUGCAGCAGGCAGAUACGACAAAGCCGACCAUCUGCUAACCAGACACACGGCCGUACGCACACACAUACGACACACAAGGGGUGCCAAACGGAUCGAUUAGCAGACAAGGAGUGUGAGGGCCACAGCAGGGGCCGGGGGAGACACCCAGGGUCAAAGAGAUGGUGUUGUGUUUCAGCACAUGCUAAAUCAGUUACCAUCCCCUCACACAUAAAGCCCCGGCUCAGAGCUGCAGCCACCCCUCAUAAUCCCCAAACAAUCUGGCUCAAUCUGGAGAAUAAGUGGAGGGUUUCCAGUUACAGUAACACUCAGCAGAACAGACACUGAGCCCCCCCACCUCCCCACCCCUCGUUCACAUGAAUAACACAGAGCAAUGUUGCCAGAAAGUUACUACUUAAGUUUCCAAGUGCCGUUUGUUUAUUUCCUGUUCCACUAAAGGAUUGAGUUUCUCUUGUUUAACUCUGAGCAGGUCCAGGCUUUCCAAAAGCCAAAAAUUCUUGACUUGAAUGUAGUUUUGAGUCCAUAAGUGGCGUAUUUAUGAAUGACCUCUCUUGAAAUAUCAAAUACCAUCAUUUUCUCUUCUUUCCCCGCUGAGUCGCACAUGUCCAGACUCAGGGAGCGUACAGGUUAAGUAGGUGAAUUGGUGUGCACUUAUGUGUUAGCAGGGCGUGGUGGUUUGUGCGGUGUAUUAUCGACAAUAGCCGGCUCCUGGGGGGGAUGUGAUCCAAGCCGCAGAAGUACACUGGCACUCUGUGCUCCAGUGCUAUUAGCACACUAAUGCCUUCCCCAGGACUCCCCAAGGCCAGCGCAGGGCCUUAACCCGAUACCACACAUGCUACACAGGACAUAGGAUUUGCUCUCUUCUUUCUGAAAACACAUCUGGGAUUCAGAUUUUCCUGUUUGUCAACAAAAGGCCUCCUACAGGCUGAGAUCGCACAGACGGACAGGGACAGAAUGUCGAACUGCCCUCUGCACAUGUUUCAUUUUGUGUAAUCAGUCCACAUAUGUCACGUUAACCCUUUCUCCAACAACGUGAGGUUAAACAUUUUAUUGCUUUAUGUCACAGCGCUCCUCCUCGUGCUCCUCUGAAGCCCUCUGCUGGGUGGGGGGUUUAUGGUGGGUUUAGACCCCGACGUGUACAUCUGUUACAUGACAGCUGUCCCAGCUAUUCUGUUAAAGACUCAGGAUUGGGGGGAUAUUAAAACAUUAAAUAUAACCAUUAAAUCUUUUUUACAAUCAAAGGCUGGAAUGAGAACUAUUUAGAAAGUCACAGUGCCAGUGUACCAGCUUACACUUGUUCUAAACAGUUAUUAAAAAGGAAUGUUAAAGAUCUUGGAGGGACGUAUUAGUCUAAUUAAACAUGGAAAAUACAUUAAUUCAUAUUUUGAGGUCAGAAGGGCCACAGGAAUAAAACUAGAGAAUUGAUCAGUUGUUUUACUUGGCAGACUUCUAAGAGUAUGAAAUUAUGGUAACAUGUUGUGGCCAGUUCACCAAUCAAAGUACUGUCGCUCAAAGGUUUGAAAGGGCCUGUGUCCACCAGCAGCUUUUUUUCUUUUGUUUUUCUUUGUUAUUUUUCAGACCAUUUCUAACUGGUGCUUAGAAGAAGUGGGGUAUAUAUAUAUAUAUAUAUAUAUAUAUAUAUCCUUUUAGUCCACCUUUAUAUAAAAGCUAAAAAAACUCUCGCCCACCCUCUGGUCAAGCUCUGGUCCUCUACCAGAGGCCUGGGAGCUUGAGGGUCCUGCGCAGUAUCCUUGCUGUUCCUAGGACUGCACUCUUCUGUAGUGAGAUGUCUCAUGUUUCCCCAGGGAUCUGUUGGAGCCACUUCUCCGAUGUGGGGGUUACUGCCCUAAGUGCCCCGAUGACCACAGGCACCAAUGUUGCCUUCACCCUCCAGACUUUCUCUAUCUCCUCUCUGAGCCCUUGGUACUUCUCUAGUUUCUCGUGUUCCUUCUUGCUGAUGUUGGUAUCGCUUGGGAUGGCGACACUUACCACAACGGCUUACCUCUGCUGUUUGUCUAUGAUUACAAUGUCUGUGUGUGUGUGUGUGUGUGUGUGUGUGUGUGUGUGUGUGUGUGUGUGUGUGUGUGUUUCUGAACAUCCUUCAUGUAGACCCCCAAACAUGUCCCUGGUUUGAAAACUAUAAUUAGUAUUUAUAGUAACCUCACUGUAUCAGAAGGCUUUACUUUUUGUAAAGCUCCUAAGAAAGGCUCCAUACAAAUCAAGGUAGUUUUGAUAUGAACUUUCCUGGCUGAGCCCAAGCAUGGACAUAAAGUUGAAUGUGGAUAAUCUUGUGUAGAAAGUAAUAAACUGAUCUUUUAAUGCUCAGUAUUUACAUAUCCUACAGAUGUUUGUUCCUGCAAAGAUAAACUACCCUUGAACGUCUGUCUGUGCACGUUAACUCCUCAUGAACUCACAUUCAAAAACACUUCCUUCUUAAUCACUGGAAGAACCCGUAAAGAAACUGUCCUUCUGCACAGCUGUGUUUAUAGCAGGAGGGAUAAUAUUCCUCUUCUCAGAUGUUCCUUAGAUGGAUUUUCUGAUUUAAUAAGCAUCUUUGAAUCCCAAGGAAACACAGCUAAUUAACCUUAUUACUUAAAGGGACAGAGCAUCUCCCCCAUCAAUAAAACCACCCGCCUGCCCGUUCAACAAUUAGUCACUGAAGACAGAUUAGGUUUAUGUGAAGCAGAUGAGAUAUUAGAUGGUGCUAGUGGAGGAAUGAGCACAAAUGUGUAGCUGUAGGUCUGUAUUUUUAUUAAACGUGUCUGUUGAAACUUUCAAAGAUGACAUUUCUUAUUGGGACUAAAAUGUACGUUUCUUGCAGUAUUUUUAGAACACAUGAUCUUGCUUGCGUGAGGCUCCUGGUGAAGUGUGCACCUUUAAAGAGAAAUUAUUAAACUGAGGGUUUUUUCUCAUCAUUUUUCUGCUGUAUUUUCCUUUUUUGUAAUUUUAGUGUGGUUCUGUAGGUUACCUCAUAUCCCGUCUAUAGUUUAGUAAUCAGCUCAGCUACUCUUAUCUGGCUCGUGGGUCAGCAGGCGGUAAACAGAUCCAUGUGUCAGCAGCUUGUUUGACUGACAGCACGUCACUUUCCCUUUGUCAUCAUGGCAGGGAGCUCAGAUAGGAUCUGUGCGAGUUUGGUUGGACCCCCUUUUGAUCCAGUUCGGAUAAGCCACAUUGCCUCUGAUGUGCUCCUAAACUGUUGGCCAGUUGGGGCUCAGAUAGCAAGCCAUGAAGGGAAGCCAACAUAAGCUUUAACUGCACAGUGGAAAGUCAGCGUGCGUACGAAAUGAAGGAGUCUGAAAGGAAGUUAUCUGGUCUGGCAGUAGCUCUGUCAAAGGAGGUCAGGAGGAACACAGGACGGAGGCAGCAACAUGUGCACGCUUACUGUAAGACGAGACACCACUCUGCAGCACAGCCAUGUUACGUAAACUUCAGGUUUUCUUCUUCUCCGUGAAAGUGAAACUCUUCAAGUUUGAGUAUUGUCUUUUACUCACAGGACUUUUGAGACCAAUACUGGUAUCAGAGGGGAAAAUGUACUUAACAAAUCCAGAAAGUUGACUGAAAUUCAUACACAGUUAUCCAAAUGUGUCUCAAAAGCUCAGAGGACAACGUUCCUGUGGACAUGUGAACUCUAAUCUCUUUGCUGUUUUUUCCUUCUGCAUCAGUUAAUAGAGAUUUCUGCUGAUGAAAAUCUCAUUCUCCUGUCUUGAAAACAGAUAGUUGUGUGUCUUGAAGUUUUACCCUCAGCAGACCCCAGUUGGUUCAGCUGUUAUGGUGAGAAACCAAAUGGAGAACCGAAUUAGAAGCAAUGCUACCAUCGACUUCAGAGUGGAUAAACUCCACCAGAUAAUUCAGCUAAAAUUAAGGAAACUUUUACCUCAACACUCAUGACAGUGUAAAGGAUGAUUGAUUCUUUUACAUCAAACCUACAAUGUACUUUUGAGAGUAGUUAAACAGCCAGUGGGCUUUCUGAUGGCAAAGCAAAGCUCAAAAGAAUUUAAAAGCAUGAACACUUCCACAGACAUCAGUGUUGCGGUUGGUCUUCUAAAGUUAAAGUGGUUGAGCUGACCUGGCUUGCAGCUCUUGAUAGCCUAGCUUUUAUUUUGUUUGUCAAAUACAAAUUGACCAAACUUAGCAGGAUCCUCUGUGGCUUAUACGCUUACUUUUGUCUCUUGCAACUCGUCAAAAGAGUUUUUAUGUUGAGGUGGUAGUGGGCCCCUGUGAAUAGGUUGUAGUCCUUGCUGUCCUAGUGGCUGAUUUGACCCCCAGCCAGGACCCUUUGCUGUCUUCCCCACUCUCUACUCCCCAUAUUUCCUGUCUCCCUUUAGCUGUCCUAUCAAUAAGGGUGAAAAUUGGAGAUAGACCAAUGAGUUGUUUGGUGUAACGAUCGGGCUGAUUAAUGGUAUUUUUAGUUCUCAGCAGCUGGUUAGCAGAUAGUUAUGUGGAUACUGUAGUAAUAUCUGUGAUGGGCACAUAUCAGCCUCUCGAUUCAUUGCAGCCAGGCUCUUGUUUGGAAAAUGUAAAACAGUCUGGUGAAUCUGUGUUAGGCAAACAAAAGAAAAUUUGCAGUACAUAUAAAAUUGAAAAACUAUUUCACAGAAUUGUUCAAUUAACUGUGGUGCAGUAUCAAUCACACCUUUUUACCCUUUCACAUGCAAACUGACUGUUUUUGUCCACCAGGUGAGCGUCCAUACCAGUGUCCGUACUGUGACAAAGCCUUCAGCAAGAACGACGGCCUGAAGAUGCACAUCCGCACCCACACACGGGUAAGUUCCUCUCUUCACUGUGCCCUGCUUCUGAUAGCUCUUCAACUUUUAUAUGCUUUGAUUUUUAAAUGCUCUGUGUUGUUUUUCUACAACAACCUUCUCAUUUUUAAGCUCAUUAAUUUCAUACCUGUUGUUUGGAUGCAUUACAUAUUUUUUCUCAUCAAUUCUCUUCUGCAACAAAUCAACAAUCUUUUAGUUACUGCUAAAUUUCUGGCCUUACUCCGCUGAUUUCCCUUCAUCUGCACCUUAAACCCUUUAAUAGCCAAAGCAAAGUGUCCUAUAAUCACUGAACCUAUGAAGCAGCAACAACCACAUCAUUGAAUGCACCUUUGAGGACCUUUUUAACACACUGCAGUAGGAAAAGCAGAGGUGACUGUAUGCUGUUAAAGCUGCUUCGGUUUUAGGUCGCUGGUAUUGUGCAUGCGGACUGCCUGUCCCGGCUGACUCAGACACCUGAAUAAGAUAGAGCAGUUAUUGAGGUUAUUAUUUACACCUGUGCUUUUUCCUCUGCCUGGGUCAAAAUGUUCACUGUAAAACAGACUGUAGAGAAGAAUAGAGGAACUCUAUUAGGCCCUCAUUGUUAGCAGUAAUUGCAUAUUUCAGUAGGAUAAAAUGAGUGCAGUAAAUUGGGGUGGAUUCAGAAAAAGGGAUGCUGACCCGGUGCCAGGUGUGACUCUAUCUUUAUAAUUCAAUCUGGAGCUUUUUUGCUUCAGGUUUUCUGUUUAACCUUCAUUUGAACUACAGAGCGAGCGUAAAGAUUUUCUCUCACACUUCUUCCAGAGAGAAAAGUCCUGACUCCUCUGUGUCUAAUACAUGUGACACUCCCGUCUCAUUUUCCAUGAGGUAAUCCUGCCAUUUGCAGGUUCUUUCAUGAAUCAUUUAGUAAUGCCUGUUGACAGUAUGCAUGUCUUAUUGGCAGCAUAAAAGCUAUAUUUCAAGAAGAAUAUUCAAGGAAACGUUGCUUUUAUGUCUUGAACACAGAAACCUUUGGGGAGCAGUUUGUUUCUAAACUUGGACCGUUUUAAACUCUAGUUUAUGGUAUCUAAAGGACUAAUAGGCUUAUGUAGUCUGCUUGCUUCAUCCAGCAGUGGUUGUAACUAGAUCUCUUUUACAGAUUCUGCAUAAAAAUGUUGUAUCUGUUCUCAGGGCUCAAAAAUGUUGUGGUCUUUGCACAUUUGUAGUCCAGGUUACACUGACCAAGCAUGUUUCAGAGGGCUUUAGUGUAUGUGGGGAAAAAACAUAAAGUGUGGAGAGCAAAAGCAGGCAUUACACAAUUUACUGUAAUGACGUCACAGUUCCCACUGGUGAUAACCUGAUCAUGAGUAAUCUAUCUCUAUAAAGAGAGAUGUGCAUACAACAACAGACCAUGGAUAGAAAACUUGGUAUUUACAGGUUUACUAGAACACAGUGGAAAUGAUGGAUUCAACAUCCAUUCAACAAACAAUGCAAAAAGGUGUUUUUUCUCUUUCUAAACACAGACCUGACAAAAUGUGUCUACUGUCAAACUGAGAUCAAUUGGAAAUGAUUCAACAGACAUUACUCUGCAGGAUGCAAUGCAAAAUGUGUUUAAAUGCAAACACCACCUACACCUCAAUUACUGAAAGGUUGAAACCCAGAGGCAAAUGUUGCAUCGCAUCAUCAGACAAGGAACGGCAAUGGCUUGCAAUCAAGAUUCAGUGCAGCCUGCUCUUUGGGGGUCAGUGUGCCUAAUUAGAGCUGUCCUCUAAAUUUGCUUGAGGAAUGAGAUUUAAUUCAUGACAUAAUCCUACAAACAAACUAUCCAAUCAAGGCAGCAGUGGACCAGAAACUUUUGAUUUCUCCAACAUGAAUUUUGUGUUGUCAGUGGAAUCUUGUGACUGUAAAGAAAGCAACGAAAUAGCUAAGAAAAGAGGUCUUCUCUAAACAAGAAAAACGUAUGCUACAACAGUAACCAGCAUAUGCUAACAGAUUUUUAUGUUGCUAACUUUACCAUAUGUCACAGAAGUCUCAUUCAAAGUUUGUCAAAGUCUGUAACUCACCUAUUGUAGCCCUCAUUUGAUUUGUUGAAACAGUGUUGAACAUACUGUUGCACUGCAGCAUAUUGAAGAUACAAGCUGCCAUAGCACCUUGAGGUAUGACAUCAGCAACCAGGUAUCUAUGUGAAGAUUAGGGCUAGAAUAAUUACUCUAUAGAAGAAGAAAGCAAUAAGUAAAAAGCCUUGUUAAAAUCCACACAACGAAACAAAUCACUGUUUUCCAGCCACAGAAGCUAUCAUACAGAGGCACUGAGCUACACUUUUGAUGAAUUACUUAUAUUUGUUAACAUGAUAAUGCACUUUGAGGCAGCACCAACCUGCUGAACUAUGGGGGAGAAAGGACAGGAGACCCCUGUAAAUAUCAUAUCUUAGAUCAGCAGAACUACAGACAUGUAAGUUUAUUUUGCUGUUUAAUUAUUUUGCUCUAUGUUUUUUUUUGUUGUUGUUGUUAUAAUAUGUGUAUGUAUAUAUUGACAAUAUUCCAUGUAUGCUGGUGAAAAGGCUGAAUUUUUUGUUGUUGUCAUUGUUGUUUAAAUGUUUAUUUCCACAUAAAACCAACUCAGUGUACUUAAGAUUUCUCCAAAUUUCAUCAUAUGUGCUUGUGCUAUUGAUAUAUAUAGAUAGAUCAAUUGCACUAAUUUUCGCUCUGACUGACUUUCAGUCCUCCUCCAGCUAGUAUGGCAUCACCCUUUUACUGUCUUUCCACGACAGAGGUGAAAGUUGUUAAGUAGACUUGACUGCCUGACAGGUCCCACAGGUCCUCAGGUCCCACACUUUAUCUCCAUGUAUGUAUGCAGCUAUAUACCCAGACUGUGCAUUACCAAUUCUAAUGGUCGAGUACAGCCUAUCUGUUUAGGUUUAGAAAUAAGACAGGACAAGAUGGUCCUCUGAUAAAUAGUCAUAGCCUGUCAGCUAGAACCUUAACUGUGUAAGAUACCCUGAUGAUUCAGCAGUUAGAAACAUCAAUCAAACAAUCUGUAAGUCUUUAUUUAUAUAGCGCCAGUUCACAACAAGUGUGAACAAAAAAGCUGGUCUAGACCAGACUCUAUUUACAAAGACCCAGUGUAAAGAUGGGAUAAGAUUGAGCAAGUUACACAGGAGAGGAAGAACUUCCCUUAACAAGCAGAAACCUCGAGCAGAACCAGACUCAUAUUAGACAGUCAUCUGCUGAAACUGAACUGGGAUUAGAGAGGAGAGAGAUGGAGAUGGACAGAGGAGAGACUGAUGAACAUAGCAGAAGCAGCUGAAAAGCAGGCAGGUCCAUGGCAGAAAAACAUCUGCAGCAGUUAUCCAGAGGAACCUACAGGAUGAUGGAGCUCAGAGGCUUCCAGAAAAGAGAUGUAUUUAUGAAAACCUGUUUUUUUUUUUGCUGCUGUGGACUGGAGUAGUUUUAAAAUACUUUUGGCUCCUUUCAGUAACACACAACCACAAUAUGUUGUACUACAGUUCAGGUUUAUAAUACGAAGAUCCCUUUUUUAGUCAGUCAGGGCUCAGGGUGGGUAAAAGAGGAGGUUGACUUUCUGAACAUCGACCCAUUGCAGUUCUGCAGCAGUGCUUCACGUUUCCAUAAGCACUGUGUGUAUGGAGCAUCUGGAUGAGUGUGUGUGUGUGUGUAUUGGUGCCACUUUUGAUGAAUGAGACCUAAUAAAGGUUUCAUCGUAGAUCUCCAUCAUUGAUUCUUACAGUUAUGACUGUGACGGUGGCGGCCUGUCAGCACUGUUAAUGUCACAGAUCUAUUUUUAAUGCUGUCCAGAGCUCGGCGCUCGGUUUCAAAGCCAGCUGAUAAUGGAGCGCUCUGCCUGCCCAGGUCGACGUCUCUCAGUGCAAACAGGCAGGUAUAAUUAUGUAGUGUGCUGCUGAUUAGACCCACUGAUGUUUGGAUCUUAAUGGUCUCAGAUCUGUCUUUGCUCACUGCGCUCUGAAAUAUGGACUGAACAGUUACAAACAGCAGAGCUAGAUGAAGUCACUGUGGAGCAAAACAAAUGUCACUGGGCUGAAAGAACCGUGGAUCACUUUUAACGUACACCAUUAAAGAUGGAUGCACUUGGAGUUUGUGCAUUUGCACCACAAACCACAUGACAGGAAACUGAAAUGGAACACAUUGGAUGGUGAUAUGAGCUGCUGACAUUUUGGAUAUUAAGACCUUUUUUAUAAAGCUGUUUUGAUCUCUAAUGAAAAUGGAUGUGACUGCAUGUUUAAUGACAAUUUUUCUCUGACAUAUUUUGUUGGAGAAAGAAUGUUUGAUGCUUUUGAAAUUCAGGGUGGCCGUCAAAGAGAAACUUAAUUGUCUUUGAUAAUGAAUAAACUAUAUAAUUAUCAUAGCUGUGAGCAGCAUUUAACCAUCUCAGAGGUGACAGUGAGGGUUCUGUUUCUGGGACCAUCAUUUUGAGAACUGAAAAGUUUGUAAAAUAUUUACACCAAGAUUUAAACAACAAAGACCAGAAAACCUCAAAACUGCACGGAGCAAAAAUCAACUCAUGCCACUACAAGUCCUGGUUUUAGCCAUUCACAGACUCCUAUUGUUUUUCUGAUGGUCUGACAACAUUAUUUAAAGCCACAGGGCAAAGAAAUAGGACUAUUUAGCAAUGUCUAGCAGUCAGAUACUUGAUUAAAAUGCUCCUUUGCUCACCCCUUUCAUUGACCCAACAGUGGCCUUUGAGGACAAAAAGCCUCUUUGACGAUAAGUAUCAUUCUCCAUUUGUCUGCUUUUACAGAUAUGACACAUUUUUUAUGAACAACAAAAAUUGCCUUCUUUAUUGAGCAUCUGUGCAUUUUGUAAAAUUACUAGUUACAGAAAACCACAAUUCACUCAUUUAUCUAUUUGUACUGAGCUCCCUGGUGGAUACCGCCUCUAUGUGUUGAUAUGACAGCCCCAUUUUAAAUGAAUAAAAGUUAAAACAUAAAUAAACAAAAAAAAAAAAAAAACAUAUUUGUGUUUAUGUGAUUUUACAUUUACUUAUGAAAAUCAUAUUCUGGUCAUUCCAGGUCUGUACUCUGUAAUUUUAAUAUCUAUUGGGAAUGCACAAAUCAUGUACUCAGCAGAGAAACUAAACACAGUUCCAAAUGAAAAGUUUACCAUUGGGGCUUUGAGCAUCAACCACUUGUUUAGUCAUGUUUAACAGUGAGAAUAAGACUCAACGGAAGUGAUGCAUGGCGGCGUCUUGCUGCUUUAAGGCUUAUAGAAUAAAAAACAUUGAAGUCUCAAGAGCACCUGGCUGCAGAUACACCGGGCUUCUGUGAGCGGGUGUGCAGUUUGACAUCUGCAAGCACAGGCAGGGUUGAAAACUAGACCUUCACUCAGAUUUCCAUUCGUUUUGUCUGUUUCACGAACUUUCAAAAUAAAAUGUCAGACUUUGAGAGUUCGAUAUUUCAGCUUGCAAAAUAGCUCGGAACAUUAGGCCUCUUUCGGUGCGUGCUCAGUUAGAAAUUUGCCUCUUGGGUUUCAGCAGUUAUCAAGAGCUCUCAGAUAUAGCGCACAUGAUCUCACUAGCUCAGAGUUUGUUUUUCAUUUUCACAAACAUUAAUUGUCAGUAAACUCAAUGGAGUUAAGAAUUAAUCUGGAUAUGUGAAUCACGUAGCUCAGCAUGUGUGCGGUCAGACCUCAGUCAGAAAUUUACCUUCCUUCAGUUUUGGUAUUUAACAUGAAAUGUCUUUUGAUAAAAAGUCUUGAAAAAGGACAGGACAGAGAGCAACCUUGGCUGGUCAGACUGUUUGAUUCCCGUUAAUGACUGAGAUCAAACCAAAGGUCCAACCUCCAAUCACACAUGUGCACAUGCCUCUGUGGAGGUUCUGUGUCUGCAGUCAGGUCCUUUUCCAUCUUCCUGUUGGAGGUUCACAACCUUUUUCCUCAUUUUCAUUUUUACUUAAGUCGUUCAUGUGUCCAGCUCUUAUAUUACUGGUUCAGUACUUUAUUAUUCUGCUAUGACAAAGACAAAAACAAAAACAUACAGCUCUAUCAACAUACAAUCUCUUUGGUGGAUGUAAUAAAAGUGACAGCCAUUGUUGGUGUGGAGUUUGAUAAUUCAUGUCGUUCUAAUGAACAUCAUUGUGACCGUCGUCUGUUUGUUGUUUCGCAGCUGCACCUUCAGGCCUUAUAGAGCACAAUGACUCCCUCCCUAUUAUUGAGCUGCCUUACAAAUACACUCACAUUAAACAUGACACAUGAGACAUGAGGCCGGUCUGGAGUAAAUAAACCAAACUCCAUCUCUGCAUUUAUAGACCUGCUCUGUGACAGAGUGGUCAGAUUCAGACGAAAGGCCGGGUCAAAGGUCACAAAACCAACAGCUGCUGGAGAGUGGAGGGCACAGGUACAGAUGUUCGAUGUUACUAGGGUCACAGCAAUGCAUUCUGGGUAUAUCCCAUCGCCUAAGUCCAUCCAUGUGUUUCUUGACCUUUGAACUUUGAUCCUGAGUAGUUUUUUUCUUUGUCAUACAGGAACCAUUCAUUGCUCAUGGAAAAAGAAGGGAUUCAUGGAAAUUUGCAUCACACAGAUCAUGACUGAGUGUUUCCUCGAGGCGGCUUUCUCACACACACUCGCUGCUUUAUUUUCACACACCGCCCCCCCUCUCCAUUCAGUCACACAAACAGUUGCAUACUUAAACACGCACACACGCAGUGAACCUGAUCUUUACCUCCUUUUGUAUCCUGUGUCAUUGGGCGCUCCUUGCCCCGCCCACAUGAUAGCGCCUUUCCCAGGACCCUUACUUCCUGCAUUCACCCCGUUCCCAUGACAACUAAGCUUCAAAUGGGUAGAGCCUUUUUGCUAUCAGCCAGACUUGUCAAAAACAGCUUCCCAAAGAGUGACACUGGGAACAAACUCCUGCUAUCUGCACACUUCUCACUUCUCCUCCUGCCUUUAAGAUGGCACCGCCAUUUCCCCUCGCACGGCAGGACACACCCACACACACAUUCACACACACAUACUUGGAGUAUUUUUGUAUAAACACACCCACAGUGAGAUAUCUGCUUUGACUGACACCAAGGCGGGCCUCCAAACGGCACAGAGGAAAUGUUCUUUGGUAAACUGAUGAGGUGUGGAGACAGAGGAGUGAUAUUCUACAGCCGCAGAGAGCCAGCGCUCUGAUAUAUGUUCAAAGGGGUUUUCUGCGCCCUGUUUUCCUUACUCUUUUAAGGAAUCCAUGUGGUUUUGAUGGCCCCUACGCCGGUCAUUUCCUUCUUACUGCAAAGGCCGUACAGUCUUAUAUUUCAUACCUUCAUGAGCUCCCAGGGAGAACACCGGGUGUGAAGAGAGAGGGGAUCUAUCUUUGAGAACGAGUAAGAGCGUCUCAAUGCGGAGAAUAUACGAUCACGUUUUUCUGUACUGUUAAAAAAAAAAAGGAAUUUAUAGAAGUAUGCUUCGAGCUGAAAGUCAUAAACCUGGAGCGUCUUUGAGGAACUUAGGGUUUGUUUCCAUUUAUUCCCUCUCUAACCCUGUCGUUUAAAGGCUGAAAUCCUUUUUUUGGUAUGUUAACGUUGUCGCUUUAUCUUGAUGGGCUUAGGGUCAGAAAAAAUGCAUUUAUUUUUCUUUAUCUCAUCCUUUUUUGUCUCUUUCCUUGAACCUGUUGCCACAGUGAUGGAAAAAAAACUACACCACUGUACUUUUGAAUAGCACAUUUUGCUAGAAACUCCUAGUAAACUCCUAAUAUACUGAUAUCAGAACAAAAAGGCAAGUAAACACAAAUAUUACAUUCAGCAAACUACAGGAAAUUGAUUAAAGUGGACACUCUUAAAUCUUUCUGUCUCCAGUCCGUCUCCAGUGGGUUGGGCAAAUCCAAAAUGGUGAAAACAAGGGGGGUGUUCUGAGACAGGCUGUUACCUAUGAAACAGGGGUUCUCUGAAAACACUCCUAUUAGCACUUGGUACGUUCCUCCUGAUGAAAUUAACCAUAGACUGUAAAUUGAUGCGGAAAAAAUUGAGUUGACCAAUCAGAAUUUUGGUCAACUCAGCACGUUUCAACCAACAAGUCGACCAGUUGACUAGGACUUUACAGCCUUACUUAUUUCAGUACUUUGAGUUUGAGACGCCACCUACGAGCCAAGUGUGCAGGUGCAGCUUAUCAAACUGAACUCAGCGAGCAACCUCAUCCUAAAAGCCGGCAAAGGCCUGAGUUUAAGUGUGCAAGUCACCACAGACUUAUGAAUGAAACUAAAGCCAAGAAAUUCACCACAACCCCUCAUCAUUUAAUGUUGAGUCCUUAAAUUUGCAGUUUGUUACAAGCAAACCAAACCGGAACUCCUGAAAAGUGCAAAAGUCAAGCUAUGAUUUGACAGGCUGUUGUUGAUUUUGAAGUUCACUUUCAGAUCAGAUCUGUUUGUGACCUGUAGUCCAAAGUUUAAUGUUAUUCAGAUAAAAAAGUUUCACAGUCACGUAUCAGGAUCAAGCCUUAGUGUGAAUGUUUGUGUGCGUUUCUUGGAUGUUUCCACUGUGUGGUGCUUUUUGUUUUUUUCCUCUGCACACAUGUGUGUUAUCACUCUGCUGUACAACAUAAUGGACACAAAUGCUCCUCCAGGUUUUGUCCAUAUGUGAUUAUACUGUGAAGGCAUUGUGUUAUGUGUUGUAACCGCUGUGUGUGCAUUUGUGUGUGUUGUUGCAGGAGAAGCCGUAUAAAUGCAGCGAGUGCAACAAAGCCUUCAGCCAGAAACGAGGGCUGGACGAGCACAUGAGGACCCACACAGGAGAGAAACCUUUCCAAUGUGACGUGAGUGAUUCCUGCUUGUGUGUGUGUGUCUGUGUGUGAUGGCACAAGGCCAGAUGUGGAGACUUAAAGAGGGGUUUUGGGGGGCUCAGUUAGAGGCAGAUAGUGAUCUUGCUUCUCUUGAGGGGCCAAGCAGGCUGAUCUCACGUAAACACAUUGAGAGGAUCAGAGGCAGAAAUUACCGUCUGCUUAUAAUACUGCUGGAGAAUAAUUACUCUCAGAGACUGGGGGUGUGUGUGUGUGACAGAAGAUGUUGUCCAUGCAGGGGGAAAACUCUUUGAAUUCUGCGUUUUAUCACCGUUUAAAGUUGGAAAUGUACAUGAAGGGUGAUUAACUUUGUUUUUUCUGCUUUUUGUUUUAAAAGCCACAACGGCUUUUGGGAAUCUCUUCAAUUUAAAAUCUACUGAGCGUUUCAGAAACUUUUACAUCUGUGAGCUCAAGGAUUAUGGGACAUGAGAUGCCUUACCAUCAGAAUUCACAUCAUGUUUUUGUGUUUCUUUUGGACCAGAGACUUUCAAAAUGUUAGGCAUCUCCCCUCAGGGAACUUGAUGUAGCUUGAAGGUUCAGAUGCAAAGACACUGUAUGAAGUGAAAGGGAUGGGUAUAUCAGUGACAGAAACAAAGGGAAUAUUUUACUGUAGUUUCAACCACUUAGCAUCAUGUUCAGAAAGUGACAGCAGUUUCUUCACUGAGUCUAGACUCUCCAGACAUGAUACAACUUUAGACAGUGUGGCUUCCCCUCUCUCUUAUAAUAUCCUUAUUGAUUAUGUUCAGGGUCAUUCAACAUCAAAUCUAAAACAAAAACUGGACAAUGUUUGAUAUAGAUUCUCUUUUGGAUAAAAUUAAGCUGUUUAAGUCCUAACAAAAAUACCAGCCAUGCUCUCAAUAGGGGUGGGGGAAAAGAUCAAUACAGCAUCGAUACAGCAUCGAUACAACGGUAUCGCAAUAUUUUGUCUGGUGAUAUAUCGUAUUGUCUCAUUUACCAAGUAUCGAUUUUUUCAAAUUAAUUGCUAUUGAUAUGAAUUUAAAUCUAUGAUUAUGGAAAAAUAAAAUCAACUGUUUGUUCAGUGGCAGAGGUGACAUCAUAGAGCAGGAGAAAGUUAGUGCAACAAAUAUAUAUGCUAUAAUAUAUAUGCUACCCCUGGCUCUCAAGUCGAUUUAAUAAUACAAAUUAUUUGUCUUUUUUUUUUUUUUAAAUAAAUUAAAAAUCCAUCCGAAACAGGUUUAACGCCAAUAUAGCAAGAGUGCAAAUUGUAUGGGAAAGUGAACUCAUACAAUACUGAGGUUAACAGCUAAAUAUUCAUCUUGUACUUUGUGUAUUUUAAUAAUUGGAUUUGAUUAAAUGUCUAGACAGCACCCCAGGCACCCUUUGUGCUAAUAUCUUAUAAAGUCAAAUGUUUUUCAGUCUUUUUGUUUAACAAAAUAUUCAUGAAAGUUCAGCAAUUCUGUUUCUUAUUUGUUAGCGAUAUGAAAUGCUUUAUUUUAUCAAGUGCAAAAAAACAUUAAGGUGCAGUCAACCACCAAAGUCGUCACAGCUUUCUUUCAUCUGAGUGAUGCAACUUCAAAGUUUUACCCAAAAGGCAACAGAUGAGGUUGAUCUUCUAGGAAGGCUUUCAUGGACAGGCAAAACUACUAAUGGAUUUUCCUUUUGGCUUAAACUUUGACCUGAGGAUGGCCCAGAGAAAAGCUCAGUCUUGAACUGUUGCUCUAAAAUAUAAAAGUCUCCUCAUUCUUCAAAAGUAAGCCCAACCAUCUCAUUUAUCACUCCCAUCUGGCUCUUCAGAAUCUCAUCUGAGUUUGACACCCUCAAUCAUUGGCGUUGCCUUGAGAAUCACACCAGAAAACGUGCCUUUGUAUUUCACAGAUCGCUCUGGAGUUGCUUUAGACCACAGAGUCAGUAUCUCAUUCAUUGUCACUGAAGCGUCACCAGAAAGUGUCACCCACUUACACCCAACAUUCAUCUGGAUGCUUUUCCCAGCUGUCGAGGAGGGAUACUCAUGUAAAUAACUCUCUGCUCAUCUAUUGAAGAUAAUAGAAGUAACAUGUGGAUUUUAUCUUGGGUUUGGGUUUUGGGACAGACAAAAUCAUCACAUAGUUCCUGGAACAUUUUCCAGACGGGCCAGAGGGGCUCUGUGAGCAGCGUCCGUCAUAAAGGCAUUAAAAAUGUUGUAGAGGCAUCCAGAAACAUCUGUGCUGAGAUGAAACAAGGAGCCCCCCCCCCUUCCUCCUCCUCCCCCCAUCAGCUCCUGUCUUUGUUUCACUGAAGAUCGAAUAUUUUGCCAACACCGGAUCAGAUUUGUAGAUUUAGCAACGUUUAAUUCCACUUGGAUCGCACGGCUUUUGAUACUUAUAAACAUCUCUUUGGAGGGAAACUGACUCCGGCUGGAAAUUGACUUUUUUGAGGUCGAGUACAAAAUGAUAUAAAAAUUAUCUUAUUUUUAGAAAUGAUUUGAAUCAAUCCAAAGGUCUUGUGUUUCUUGUCACAGAUGCAGACUCUCUGUGAGAUUUUCUGAAUGUAAUUCACAGCGCUGCAGCUCUUCACAGAUGGAGUGAGGAGGACACAUGCUGUGAUCUUCAAGCCGUGUGUUAAACUGCAGCUGAAGAGCAGCCAGAGGCGGAUUAUCAUGAUUGAUAGAGGACGAUGGAGUCAUUUGUACAGUGUAAAAUGGCUCAUUUAUGAUGGAUGCUAACUUGCAUACAUUCCCUCUCUCUACUGGGAGAAAAAAAAAAAGAUUUCUGUUGCCAAGGUCCACAGCGUGUGAUUUACAUAUUACUCAGUGACUCCGGCUGUGCCUGGGUAAACUUUACAGAGAGGGGAACUUCAGUGAAGACUUCUCUUCUUGCUGGUUGUCCCCUUACAAACAGCAACUCAAAUCAUGAGAAGAGAAGACCCUGAGUUGGCUUGUGUAUCAUUUUGUAGCUGCAUAAUUUAUUCUAUACUGGGUAUGCAGGAGCAGCAGCAGGGCAGGCUUUAAUCUGGGCAAGACAAGUCUUAAAAUAACCCCUAAGUUUUCACAACUCUUUACCAUGAGCUGGAUCAUCCCCAGAGGUUCCCUCCUCUCAUUAACACUUCAUAUAUUAGACCAAUAAAAACAGUGAAUCAAAGCUGCGGUGACGAACUUUGGGUUUGAAUCAGUCUUAUCUUCCUUUCUGUGCUUGUUUUGACAAUAUUGAUCACAGCAAUGCAGGCACAUACAUUAAACUCCACAAGAGGUCACAAAAAUGAUUUUAGUUUUCACAACAUAUCGUCGCUGUCUGAUGCAAAACACGUAUCUCCACUUUUAGGGAUCUGGACUUUUUCCAAUACAUGCAUGGUUCAUAAUCUUCCCUAUAAACUUGUAGCUUUGGGUAUCCAAAUUACCAUUGGAAAGACAUUUUAUAACAUCAUCUUAUCAACAGGUAUCUCCAUUUAGUGACAGAAGUGUCAACAAAUCACAUACCCCCCGCCUUGGCCCUGUGUUGCCAUGUCAGCAAACAGACUUGACACAGUGACAGACUCAUUACAGUCCAGGGUAAUGCUACACUGACGUCCUCACAUCAACUGAUGCCGACCUAAAACUUGGUUCUAACCAUGACAGUACAUUAGAUUUCUUGAGCUGAAGGUUAUCCCCAGAGGCAAAGCUGCUGCUGUUUUCUCUCUCUCACUUGGUCAAGGACACCAGUGCAUGUUAAAUUGGGAGUAGCGACUCAAAAAUAUGGAUAACCAAUGUGCUAUGUGUAAAUAUAGGAUAGCCUGCCAUCAAUAGUUUAUCAACAUAGUGGGACAUAAUCAGGAUACUGAAAGCUCGUAAAUAACCGAACGUCUUUGGAGCGCAUUAUUGAAAAAAACACAUAUGUCCACUAUCACUCACAACCCAAAGCACAUAAGUCCAUUUAGAUUAUCUAACAGGUCACUGAUUUCAGGUCCUAAUUGUGUCUCAUUACAGUGUUUUGGGUUUAUCCUGCAUGGUAGUUUAUGAAUAAAGUUGUUUUUUAAUGUUCCUGAGAAAAAAGAAAGAAAAAAAACACAUUUUGGAGAUACAUGUUUUUUUAUUGGACAGUGACGAUAUUAUUACAGGGUGUAAAAUAUUAGUACAGUACAUGUCACUUAAACACAAAUGUACCAACAAUUAAGGCCUUAUUGUAACAAACACCAGGAGGCUGUGAACUGAGCUGCUAUUGGUUUGUUUCUAGGUGCUCGGCUUAUUUUGAGGUUCUAACUCCUUCGCUGUCCUAUGCAAACUAGAAUUUAUAUGUGUCUUAAUGAUCAGCAAAGGUCCGCCACUCUGAAAAAUCAGAUCUUGUCAAACGUGUAAUGCCGCAUGUUUAAGGUAAAAUAAAUCACAGCAGCAUGACUUAUUUGGGAUUCAGAGGCUGAGGGCUGAGCUACUAAGUGUAGCUUUUUAAUGUAGUUUAUUUUAUAAGUUUUGCAUUAAUAAAACAGUCAUGGAGGAACUGAACAGACAAGAUGACAAAGGCAAGAUAACACAGCUCAUGUGUUGUCUGUACUAAACUGUCUGUUAAGAGUUUCUAAACUGAUAAUAGUGCUGAGCAGAAGGAGAGGCAAAGAGCAGAGCCCCAGCACAAUGUUGCGUAAGACUUGCCACAGGUCCAAAUUUUUAAGUUAAGCUUUAACGAUUAUUUGAUGAUAAAUAAUGAACACAGUGACAUGGCUUAUAUUGAAAGAAUUCACUCAGGUGAAAAAAAUAUCUUAAUGUUGUGUUAGAAGCUUAGUUAAGGAAAACUUUAAUAAGUGCGAGUCUUAAAAGCACCACAUGAAACUGGUGUUGGCUGAUAAAGGAGUUUGGUUUGGCGCUGAACUGUAAGAAAACUGAAAAAAAGCAGUCUUAUCCCUUUGUUGAAAAGCCAGAUGUAAUUCAGUUUGACAGGUCGGGCGCAGCCCUGUUAUUUGCUGUAAUCAUUACUUCUUAACUCCUGUGUUUGUUUGCGUUUUCAAGGUGUGUGACCUGUCAUUCAGCCUGAAGAAGAUGCUCAGCAGACACAAGCUCACACACAACCCUAACCGGCCCAUGGCAGAGUGCCAGCUGUGCCACAAGAAGUUCACCAGGAACGACUACCUCAAAGUACACAUGGAGAACGUGCACGGAGAAACCGAGAGCUAGAGCCAGUUCAAGCAGGGGCUGAAGAAAGUUAUCUGAUCCUCGGAUAAAAGUCAGCCUCCUGUCACAAACAACCAGCAAAGCCUUGACAUACAGUACUGUAUACGCAGAUGGAGAGAUAGUAGAAACUCUGUUAUUAAAGAUACACUCCUGCAGAAUAUGGGAAACAUUUGGGCGGGUGUUUCAUAAUUCAAACACGACUGUACAUGUGUCAUUUCCUCUGUCAUACUGUUUAGAUAUUAAGAUAUGUUGGAGCAGAGCUGCUCUGUCUGCUCCCACAAACGCCUGACUGUUUUUGACUUCAAACCAGUGUUACUUUUCCAGCCUGACCUCUGCCUC
Molecule: messenger RNA, 58469 nt
Organism: Xyrichtys novacula (pearly razorfish)
Lineage: Eukaryota; Metazoa; Chordata; Actinopteri; Labriformes; Labridae
Source: the annotation of a GenBank genome assembly